CAUCAUAAAGAAGCGAGAUCAAAGAUAGAUAAAUAUAUAUAAAAAAUUAAAAAAAGAGAAUAUCAAGUGAAGAAGCAAAUCAAAAAAGAGAAAAGUGAUCGAGAGGUGUUCCAUUCUUCAAGUGCAGUUUCAUCUGCAUAUCUGAUUUGGUUGUCAUUUGUCAAAUGAUAGUUUAUCAGUGUUAGUAUAUAACGAAGCAACAAAAUGCAACGACAAAAUCCGAACCCGUACCAGCAGCAGCAGCAGCAGCAACAAGUGCAGCAGCAGCAGCAGUACUCCACUCAGGAGUACUCGCACUCCACCCAGGAGCAGCAUCAGCAGCAAAGGAUUAGCCGCACCGAACAGCAUGUUCAAAGGAGUCAAAUCACCAGCACCCAGCAACGAGUGCAACAACAUUCUGGCGGUGGCAGCAUCAUUGGCGGUGGCAGUGGCAUCAACUAUGUGCCACCCGCAUUGACACACGUCUAUGCCCAGGGCGACAUCUCGCCGCCGGUGUUCGAGCAGAUCUUCAAGAACGCUCGAUUCGCGCAGGGCGGCAACGCCCUGUUCGAGGGACGGCUGCGUGGCAAUCCGAAGCCAUUCGUGACAUGGACCCGAAAAGGUGCACCACUUCUCGAGUCGCAAAAGUUUCGAAUGAGCUACAACGAGGCCACCGGCGACGUCUCGCUGCUGAUCAAUCAGAUCGGACCCGGCGAUGAGGGCGAGUACACCUGCACCGCCCGCAAUCAGUACGGGGAGGCCAUCUGCAGUGUCUACAUCCAGCCGGAGGGCGCACCAAUGCCAGCGAUGCAGCAGCCCAGCAUCCAGAAUCUGGAGAAGAACAUCUAUUCGAACGGGUACUCGUACACGUCCAUCGAGGAGGAGUUCCGCGUGGACACCUUCGAGUACAGACUGCUGCGCGAGGUCUCCUUCCGGGAGGCCAUCACCCGUCGCUCCGGCUACGAGCUGGACUCCCAGCUCUCCCAGGAGCUCGAUCGCACCCUGGGCCCGGCGCACGCCCCACAAAUCUCGCAGAAGCCGCGCAGCUCCAAGCUGAUCGAAGGCUCCGAUGCGGUGUUCACCGCCCGCCUCGGCUCCAAUCCGAAACCGCGGCUCACCUGGUUCCACAACGGGCAGCGUCUGGUGGCAUCGCAGAAGUACGAGAUCUCCUAUUCGAGCGGCGUGGCCACGCUGCGCGUGAAGAAUGCCACCGCCAAGGAUGGCGGCCAUUAUACCCUGCUCGCUGAGAAUUUCCAGGGUUGUGUCGUCUCCUCUGCCGUGCUGGCCGUGGAGCCGGCGGCCGAGUCUGCCUACGAGCCGAAACCCGUCGACGUCAUGGCCGAGCAGCUGGAGGCGGGCAAGGCUCUGCCGCCGGCGUUCGUCAAGGCCUUUGCCGAUCGCGAGGUCACCGAGGGACGCAUGACGCGCUUCGAUUGUCGUGUGACUGGCAAUCCCUAUCCGGAGGUCUUCUGGUUCAUCAAUGGCCGCCAGGUGCGAGACGAUGCCUCGCACAAGAUUCUCGUCAAUGAGUCGGGCAGCCAUUCGCUGAUGAUCACGAACGUGACCCGUCUGGAUGGCGGCGCUGUGCAGUGUCUGGGCCGCAACAAGGCCGGCGAGGUGGCCAUCGAGGCGCAGUUGAGUGUGCUGGAGAAGGAACAGGUUGUUGCACCGCAAUUCGUUCAACGCUUCAGCACGAUGACUGUGCGCGAGGGCGAGCCCAUUACGAUGAGUGCCAAUGCCAUUGGCACGCCCUUGCCGCGCAUCACCUGGCAGAAGGAUGGCGUUCAGAUCUCAUCCACGGCCGAGCGAUUUGUGGGCAUUGAUGGCGGCGCCACCUGUCUGGAGAUACCGCGUGUCCAGGCCACCGAUGCGGGCUGGUAUCAGUGCACCGCCCAGAAUAUUGCCGGCUCCACGGCCAAUCGGGCCCGCCUCUAUGUGGAGGUGCCCAGGGAGCAGCCGUCGCAGGAGCAGAGGCGUCUCAAUCUGCCCCGACCCACGAAAGUGAUUGAGCCAGAACCCAUUCCUGGCCCCGAAAUCAUCUACUUGCGGCAUGUGGAGCGCGCCAAGCCCCAUCUGCGUCCGGGCGAGGAGGAUCGCGUCUAUCCGCCGCCACAGUUUAUUAUACCGCUGCAGAAUGUGCAGCAGACGGAGGGCGGUCGCGUUCAUAUGGAGGCGCGCAUUGAGCCCGUGGGCGAUCCCACAAUGGUCGUCGAAUGGUACCUCAAUGGCCGUCCCCUGGCAGCCAGUGCCCGUGCCACAUCUGUCUUCAAGUUUGGCUUCAUCGCCUUGGAUCUGCUGAGCAUCAUGGGCCAUGAUGCCGGCGAGUACAUGUGCCGCGUGAGCAACGCCAGCGGCGUGGCCGAGUCCCGGGCCAUUCUGUCCGUCGUGCAGCGUCCGUCCAUCGAUCAGACGUCGCAGAAUCCGAACAGCGUGCAGCACAUCUCACAGCUGGAGGACUAUUCGCGCUACCAGCGACAGGAGAGCGCCGAGGAGCAGCUGAAUCAGGCGCCACAAUUCAUACGGCCGCUGCGCGAUCUGGGCGAGUUUGAGGAGGGCAAGAAUGUGCAUUUCGAGGCACAGGUGACGCCCGUCAACGAUCCGUCGAUGCGCGUGGAGUGGUACAAGGACGGCCUGCCGAUUACGGCCAGUUCCCGGAUCACGGCCAUCUUCAACUUUGGCUACGUCUCGCUGAACAUCCUGCACCUGAGGGCCGAGGACGCGGGCACCUAUACGGUGCGCGCCGUCAAUCGCAUUGGCGAGGCCAUCAGCCAGUCUGUGAUCCGGGUGCAUGUGCGCUCGCAGGUCACCGCCGAUCUGGGCAUACCCGAACAGCAGCGCUAUAUCGAGAAGACCGAACAGCUGGAGGAUUAUCGCAGCAAGUCGCAGCAGCGUCGUCACGUCCAGGAGGCGCCCGAGCCCACUGCGCCGCCGCAGUUCAAGACGCCCAUUCAGAAUCAGCUGGAUCUGCGCGAGCACGCGCAUGCGCACUUUGAGGCGCGCCUGGAGCCCGUCGGCGACUCCACGAUGCGCGUCGAGUGGCUGAAGGAUGGUCAGCCGCUGGAGGCAAGCAGCCGCAUCACCACCUACCACAACUUUGGCUACGUGGCCCUGACCAUCAAGCAGCUGACCGUCUACGAUGCCGGCACCUACACCUGUCGCGCCUACAAUGCCAUGGGCCAGGACACCACCGUCGCCCAGCUGACGGUCAUCUCCAAGAAUGAAAUUGUCAGCGAGUCGCAGCAUCCGGGCGGCCUGCAGAAGAUCCAACAUCUGGAGGACGCGUCACGCUACGGUCGGCGCGAGGAGGAGGAGAUCUGCAUCAAUCAGGCGCCGCGCUUCCUGGGGCCCAUGAAGGGCACCACCAAGAUCCUGGAGGGGCAGCGCGCCCACUUUGAGGCGCGCGUCGAGCCGCAAUCGGACCUGGGCAUGCAGAUUGAAUGGUAUCACAAUGGGCGCUCCAUCACGGCCGCCAAUCGCAUUCAAACGUACUACGAUUUUGGGUACGUGGCUCUGGACAUAUCACAGGUGAGGGCCGAGGAUGCGGGCGUCUAUCUGGUGGUGGCCAGGAACAAGCUAGGUGAAGCUCAGUUGCAGGCAACGAUGGUAGUGGAAACUCGUUCCAAUAUCGACACAUCUAGCAUGCAUCGUGGCCUCUACGAGAAGACCCAGAAUCUGGAGAACAAACCGUUUGUGGAGCCCCAGUAUGACAUUGAGGAGAUAUCCAAGUCGAAGCCCGUUUUCGUGCAGCCCCUGGCCGAUCCCAAGCCCAUACACGAUGGCAAAAAUAUCCAUCUGGAGUGCCGUCUGGAGCCCAUGGGCGACCCAACGAUGCGCGUCGAAUGGUUCCACAAUGGCCGACCCGUGACAGUGGGCUCUCGCUUCAGGACCUACUAUGACUUUGGCUUUGUCGCUCUCGACAUUAUCAAGGCGACGGCCGCGGAUUCCGGCGAGUAUACGGUGCGGGCGACCAAUCAUCUGGGCACCGCCCACACCUCGGCCUGUGUGCGGGUCAUCGAUCGCACCGAUGUCGUCACCGAGACGCAGAACGAACAGUCGCUGGAGCAGAUCCAGCUGCUGGAGGAUUCGCGUCGGCGGCAGCAUCGCGAGGAGGACAUCACCGUGAUGCAAGCGCCGCAGUUUACGCGUGCGCUUCACAACAUCGAGACGGUGGAGGGCACCAAUGUGCAUCUGGAGUGCCGCCUGCAGCCCGUCGGUGAUCCCUCGAUGCGCAUCGAAUGGUUCGUGAAUGGCAAACCCGUCAAGACGGGCCAUCGCUUCCGGCCCGCCUACGAGUUCGAUUACGUGGCUUUGGAUCUGUUGGGCUGCUAUGCCAUCGAUUCGGGGGUGUACACGUGCCAGGCGCGCAAUCAGCUGGGCGAGGCCGUCACCUCCUGUUCGGUGAGGAUCACCUCCAAGAACGAUCUGAUACUGGAGACGCAGAACGAGUCGGGACUGCAGAAGAUCGCCUAUCUGGAGGACAGCUCACGCUAUCGUCGCCACGAGGAGGUCGAUGAGGUGGUACGCAUCCGUCCGCGGUUCCUCACCCAACCCAAGAGCCUGACCAACACGCGCGAGGGCGGACACGCCCAUUUCGAGUGCAAGAUCGAGCCCGUAACGGAUCCCAAUCUGAAGGUGGAAUGGUUCAAGAACGGACGCCCCAUUACGGUGGGACAUCGCUUCCGGCCCAUACACGAUUUCGGGUAUGUGGCCCUGGACAUUGUCCAUCUGAUUGCCGAGGAUUCGGGCGUGUACACCUGCCGGGCGGUCAAUCUGAUUGGCUCCGAUGAGACGCAGGUGGAGCUGCAGUGCCGCAGCGGCGAGCAGAUUGUCACCGUGACGCAGAACGAGGCGGGCCUCGAGCAGAUCCACUAUCUGGAGGACCGGUCGCGGUACAGCCGCCGCGAGGAGAUCGACGAGAGCACCAAGCAGGCGCCCGUGUUCACCACAUCCCUGAAGAACGUUGAGAUCAAGGAGAACCAGCGGGCGCACUUUGAGUGCCGCCUGAUACCCGUUUCGGAUCCGUCGAUGCGCGUCGAAUGGUACCACAACAAUCUGCCGCUCAAGUCGGGCUCCCGCUUCACGGAAACCUCCAACUUUGGCUUUGUGGCGCUCGAUAUUAUGUCGACGCUGCCGGAGGAUGCCGGCACCUAUACCUGUCGCGCCUUCAAUGCCGUCGGCGAGGCCAUCACCUCCGCGGUGGCUGUGGUGCACACCAAGAAAUCCAUUUACCUGGAGUCGCAGCACGAGACGGCGCUGCCGCGUCUGCAGCAUCUGGAGGAUGGCUCCAAGCGGCAGCGCAUCAGUGUCCAGGAUGAGUUCGUGUCCCAGGCACCCGUCUUCACGAUGCCCGUGCGCGAUGUGCGCGUCGCGGAGAACCAGGCGGUGCACUUUGAGGCGCGCCUGAUACCGGUGGGCGAUGCCAACCUGAAGGUCGAGUGGCUGCGCAACGGGCAGCCCAUUGAGGCCUCCAAUCGCACCACCACCAUGCACGACUUUGGCUACGUGGCACUGAACAUGAAGUACGUGAAUCCGGAGGAUUCCGGCAGCUACAGCUGCCGGGCCAUCAAUGAGCUGGGUCAGGCGGUCACCUCCGCCUCGCUGAUUGUCCAAUCGAAGACGGCCAUCCAGCUGGAGACGCAACACGAGGCGGCCAUGCACAAGAUCCAUCAGCUGGAGGAUCACAGCCGCUACCAGCGACGCGAGGAGGAGGAGUACACUGUGACGACGGCGCCCGUGUUUGUGACCAAGCUGAUUGGCCCCACCAAUCUGAAGGAGGGCCAAAGCGCCCACUACGAGUGCCGCAUCGAGCCGUAUCCGGAUCCCAAUCUCAAGGUCGAGUGGUUCCACAACGGCAAGCCCCUGAGCACCGGCCACAGGUUCCGCACCACCUACGACUUUGGCUUUGCCGCCCUGGACAUACUCACGGUGUAUGCGGAGGACUCCGGCGAGUACAGCUGCCGUGUGACCAACAAUCUGGGCGAGGCCAUCAAUUCGAUCCAGCUGAAUGUCACCUCGCGCUCCUCGAUCAUCCAGGAGACACAGCACGAGGAUGCCCUGUCCAAGAUUGCGCAUCUGGAGGAUGCCACACGCUUCCAGCGCAAGCCGGACGAGGAGCAGUUCCAUGCGGAGCGGCCGCAGUUCGGUCGCUCGCUGCGCAAUGCCAAGGUGAACGAGGGCGCGCCAGUGCAUCUGGAGGCGACGCUGAUACCCGUCAAUGAUCCCACCAUGAAGGUCGAGUGGUACUGCAAUGGCACACCCGUCCAAACGGGCCACCGCUUCAAGACCACCUACGAUUUUGGCUUUGUCGCCCUGGACAUCCUGUAUGCGCAUGCGGAGGACACCGGCACGUACAUGUGCAAGGCCAAGAAUGCCAUUGGCGAGGCAGUCACGACAUGUGCUGUAAACGUAACAGCAAACAAAACCCUCGAUCUGGACACCAUGGAUGCUGAGAGAUUGGAAAAGAUUCGCCAACUGGAGAGCUAUGCCCCACCCAGCAAGCCCGUGCUGGAGGAGAAGGGCUCCAAGCCGAUAUUCCUCACUCCGCUGAGCAAUUUGGAGCACCUCAAGGAGGGCGAACACGCCCAUCUCGAGUGCCGUGUGGAGCCCAUCAACGAUGCCAAUCUGAAGAUCGAAUGGUUCUGCAAUGGCAAGCAGCUGCCGAUGGGCCAUCGCUUCCGCACCACCCACGACUUUGGCUAUGUGGCGUUGGACAUUCUGUAUGUGUAUGGCGAGGACACCGGCACGUACAUGUGCAAGGCCACCAAUCUGCUGGGCGAGGCGGUGAACACGUGCAAUGUGCGCGUCUUGAAUCGUCGCAGCAUGAUCCUGGACACACAGCAUCCCGACGCGCUGGAGAAGAUCCAGAAGCUGGAGUCGAAGGUGGUGAAUGCGCGCACGGAGGUCGGUGAUCAUCCCAUCAGUCCGCCGCACUUUACGGCGGAGCUGCGCGGCUCCACGGAGAUCUACGAGGGCCAGACGGCGCACUUUGAGGCGCAGGUGGCGCCCGUGCACGAUCCCAAUCUGCGCAUCGAGUUCUACCACAACGGCAAGCCACUGCCGUCGGCGGCCCGCUUCCACAUCACCUUCGACUUUGGCUAUGUGUCGCUGGACAUCACCCAUGCCGUGGCGGAGGAUGCCGGCGAGUAUUCGGUGCGUGCUGUGAAUGCCCUGGGACAGGCCGUGUCGGCCACCAAUCUGCGGGUGAUUGCACGCGGCACCAUCAUCUCGGACACGCAGCAUCCGGAGGGUCUGGAGAAGAUCCGCAAGCUGGAGUCGACGGCGCCGCAUCAGCGCCAGGAGGUGGAGACACCGGGCACGCGGCAGCGACCCGUGUUCACGCAGCCGCUGCAGAACAUCGACCGGAUCAACGAGCACCAGACGGCGCACUUUGAGGCGCGCCUGAUACCGGUGGGUGAUCCCAAUCUGAGGGUCGAGUGGUACCGCAACGAGAAAAUCAUCGAGGACAGCUCGCGCAUCACCAAGCAGCACGACUUUGGCUUCGUUUCCCUGGACAUUUCGCACAUCCGGAAGGAGGACGAGGGCGUCUACAUGUGCCGUGCCGUCAAUCCACUCGGCGAGGCCGUCACCACCGCCUCCAUGCGGGUUGUAUCGGAGGCCAGCAUCCUGAUGGACACCCAGCAUCCGGACAGCAUCAGUCGCAUCCAUCAGCUGGAGAAACCGUUGGCGCCGCGUCCCAGCGAGCCGGAGCGCCUCUUCGAGAAGCCCAUCUUCACGCAGCUGCUGACCGGACCGUCGGAGCUGUGGGAGGGCGCCCAUGCGCACUUCGAGGCGAGGGUCGUCCCUGUGGGCGAUCCGUCGCUGCGUUUCGAGUGGUUCAUCAAUGGCGUGGAGCUGCAAAUGGGCUCCCGGCUGCGCACCACCCACGACUUUGGCUUCGUCACACUCGACAUUGCCGCUGUGGUGCCGGAGGAUGCCGGCGUUUACAUGUGCCGCGCCUACAAUGCCGCCGGCGAGGCUGUCUCCUCGACGGCCAUGAAGGUCAAGGCCAAAUCGAAUAUCGAUGGCCAGCCCUUGAUACCCGAAUCGUGGGAGGCCAUUCGCCUCAAGGAGGCGGCCAUGAAUCGUGUGCCCGAGCUGUUUGUCGACUCGACGCCGCAGCAGGCGCCGGUCUUCACGACGCAUCUGCAGUCGUACGACAAGCUGCACGAGGGACAGCAUGUGCUGUUGGAGGCGCAGGUGGAGCCACGCGCAGAUCCCAAUCUGCGCAUCGAAUGGUUCAAGAAUGGCGUCUCCCUGACCACCGGCUCGCGGAUACGCAGCACCUUCGACUUUGGCCUGGUGACGCUCUCCAUCAACGGCCUGCGCGCCGACGAUUCGGCCAUAUACACGUGCAAGGCCACCAAUCAAAUCGGCGAGGCUGUGUCCACAUCCUCGCUGAAGAUCGAGGACCGGCACUGGCUGCAGGCGGACUCGCUGCAUCCGGAUGCCCUGCCACGCAUUGGCGCACUGGAGGCGCCCAAGGCGGACCGGCCGGCGGCGCCAGAGCCCACCUACGAGACGCCCGUGUUCAUUACGCACCUGAACAACAUCGAGUGCAAGGAGUCGGACAAUGUGCGCUUCGAGUGCAACGUGGAGCCGGCGCGGGAUCCCACCAUGCAGAUCGAAUGGUUGCACAAUGGCCAGCCGCUGCAGGCGGCCGCCAAGUUCAAGUCCAUCUACGAUUUUGGCUACUGUGCCCUCGAUCUGACCAACUCGUAUGCGGAGAACAGUGGCGUGUACACGUGCAAGGCGACCAAUAGCCGGGGAUCGGCCACCACAUCGGGCACGCUCAAGUGCACCGGGGGCCAGACCAUGUACCUGGACACGCAGCAUCCGCAGGGCGAGAGCGGCCUGGAGGCCGUGCAGGAGACGGAGGAGGCGCUGGCCAAUCGGUAUGCCCAGAAAUCGAGCAAACCGGAGACGCAAUAUCCGCCGCCCGUGUGGACCAAGCCGCUGCUGGCCGAGUUCCAUCUGUCGGAGGCGCAGCCCAUCCACCUGGAGGCGAAUGUGGAGCCCAAGGAGGAUCCGAAUCUGUUCAUCGAAUGGUACUUCAAUGGCAAAAUGCUGCAGCAUGGCUCCCGCUUCAAGAUGACCACCGAAUUCGGUUUCGUAACGAUGGACAUGAUCGAGGUGUAUGCCCGGGAUCAGGGCAUCUACACGUGCAAGGCGUACAACAGGGCCGGGGAGGCGUUCACCUCCACGACCAUUUUCUGCUCGACCAAGGAGAGCAUCAUUGAGGCCACACAGCACCCGAAGGGCGCCGAGGGACUAGAACAGAUCCAGGAUCUGGAGGAUUCGCUGCGCAAGGAUGGCACCAGGCCGGAGCAGCCCGAUCUGGGCAUUGCGCCGCGCUUCACCACACAAUUCGUGAACAUUGCGGACAUCGGGGAGGGCGAGUUGGCCCACUUCGAGGCGAAUCUGAUACCGGUCGGCGAUCAGAGCAUGCUCAUCGAAUGGUUCUACAAUGGCAAAGUGCUGGAGGCCAGCCAUCGGGUGCGCACCAUCUACGCCUUUGGCACGGUGGCCCUGGAGGUGCUCGGCACCAAGAUCGAGGACACCGGCAGCUAUACGUGCCGGGCCACCAACAGGCAUGGCACGGCCGAGAUCAGCUGCCAGCUGGAGUGCGUGGACAAGCCGCGCGGCCAGAAGCCGCACUUCACCUCACACAUCCAGCCGCUGCAGGGCCUCAAGGACGGCCAGGCGGCGCAUUUCGAGUGCACCCUGAUACCCGUCAACGAUCCCGAGCUGAAGGUCGAAUGGUAUCACAACGGCGCCCUGUUGCGUCACUCGAAUCGCAUCAAGACCGUCUCCGAUUUCGGCUACGUUGUGCUGGACAUUGCCUACCUGCAGGAUCACGACUCCGGCGAGUAUGUGUGCCGGGCGUGGAACAAAUACGGCGAGGACUUCACGCGCACCACCCUCAACUGUGGCGGCCGUGGCGGCGUCUUCUACGACAGCCUGCAGCCCGACUCGUUGCAGCGCAUCCGCGAGCUGGAGUGCCCGCAGGGCCAGCAGGGCGACACCAGUGCACCGGUGGCGGCGGAGCCACCCAAAUUCAUCACACAAAUUGCGGAUGUCACCAAGCUGGUGGAGGGACAGAGCGCCCACUUUGAGGCACGUCUGACGCCCAUCACGGAUCCCGAUCUGGUUGUCGAAUGGUACUUCAAUGGCAAGAAACUGCCGCAUGGCCAUCGGUUCCGCACGUUCCAUGAUUUUGGCAUUGUCAUCCUGGACAUCCUCUACUGCUACGAGGAGAACUCCGGCGUGUACGAGUGCCGGGCGGUCAACAAGUAUGGCGAGGACUCGACCCGGGCGUCCCUCAAGUGCGCCUCCAAGGCGAGCCUCAUUCUGGACUCGCAGCUGCCGCGCGGCAUGGAGGGUGGCCUGGAGAAGAUCGCCAAUCUGGAGUACAGCAUGGUGCGCACACGCGACGACACCACCACCACCGAGGAGACCCGGGGCAGGGCGCCCGUCUUCACGGUGCCGCUCGAGAACAUCGACAACAUGCGUGAGGGCGAGAAUGCGCACUUUGAGGCGAGAAUAACGCCCGCCGAUGAUCCCAAGCUGAAGGUCGAAUGGUUCUGGAAUGGACGGCCGCUCAAGGCGGGCUCACGCUUCCGCACCUUCUGUGACUUUGGUUUCGUUAUACUGGAGAUUUCGCCCGUGUAUCCGGAGGACUCUGGCGAGUACUCGUGCCGUGCGAUCAACGAGUACGGCGAGGCCGUCACCACCUCAACGAUGAAGAUCCAGGGCAAGCGUUCGAUCAUCAUGGAGUCGCAGCUGCCCAAGGGCAUGGAGGGCACCAUCGAUCGCAUCGCCGAGCUGGAGGGCUUGGGCUCGCGCAGCACCGAAUUCGUGCCCGACGAUGACACCGGCAAGCCGCCAGAGUUCAUAACGACGCCCUUCGACAUGGUCAUCACGGAGAAUUCGCUGGCGCACUUUGAGUGCCGGCUGCAGCCCAUAAACGAUCCGUCGAUGCGCGUCGAUUGGUUCCACAAUGGCAAGGCCCUGUGGGCGGGAUCGCGCAUCAAGACCAUCAAUGAUUUUGGCUUUGUGAUACUGGAGAUUGCGGGCUGCUAUCAGCGCGACACGGGACUGUACACGUGCAAGGCCACCAAUAAGCAUGGCGAGGCGACUGUCUCGUGUAAGCUGCAGGUCAAGGGUCGCCAGGGCAUCAUCAUGGAGCCGCAGCUGCCAUCAAAUUUCCGCACCGGCACCGAGAGCCUCCAGAAGCUGGAGGAGAGUAUGCACAAGCGCGAGGAGAUCAUUAUCGAUGAGGAGCAGCCCAAUCCACCGAAAUUCACCGAGGACAUCAAGGACAAUCUGGAUGUGCCCGAGGGCGGACCCAUACACUUUGACUGUCGCGUGGAGCCCGUCGGCGAUCCGUCGAUGCGCAUCGAAUGGUUCUACAAUGGUCAUGUGAUGGCCACCGGUUCGCGGGUGCAUCAGCUGAAUGAUUUCGGAUUUAUUGCCCUGGAUGUGGACUAUAUAUAUGCGCGCGACUCCGGCGAGUAUACGUGCCGGGCCACGAACAAGUGGGGCACGGCCACCACCACGGCCCGGGUCACGUGCAAGGGCAAGCACAACAUUGUCUACGAGUCGCAGCUGCCCGAGGGCAUGACCUCCGAUAAGCUGAAGGAACUCGAACGCGGUCGCAUACCCGAGGCGCCCAAGAUCGUCGAACAGGAGUACGGACCGCCGCAGUUUAUUACACAGAUCAGCAACGUCACCGUGGAGGAGGCCGAGGCGGUGCGCUUCGAGUGCCAGGUGGAACCGAAAACGGAUCCCAGCCUGCGCGUCGAAUGGUAUCGCAAUGGCAAGCCGCUGCCCUCGGGUCACCGCUACAGGAACAUCUUUGACAUGGGCUUCGUAUCGCUGGAUAUUCUGUAUGUGUAUGGCGAGGAUUCUGGGGAGUAUGUGUGCCGUGCCAUUAACAAUCAUGGCGAGGAUCGCACUAGGGCCACAGUGUCCUGUAAAAAACUGCCCACAAUUCUGUUGCAAAAUCAAGUGCCACGCGGCAUGAAGCGCUCCGAUGCUCUGACCCAAAUGGAGGCCACCAUCAAGAAGUACACCUCGGAGGUGCAUCUGACCGAAGAUGAUCUCUUUGAUCCGGAUCGCAAGCAGCCGCCACGAUUUGUGACACAAAUCAAGGAACAGCUGACGCUCACGGAAAUGGCCGUCACGAAAUUCGAAUGCCAAUUGGCGCCAGUGGGUGAUCCCAAUAUGAAGGUUGAAUGGUUCUUCAAUGGCAAGCCAUUGCUGUACAAGAACCGCUUCCAGCCCAUUUACGAUUUUGGCUAUGUGGCCAUGAACUUUGGCUGGGUCUAUCCCGAGGAUUCGGGCGAGUAUGUUUGCCGUGCCACCAAUUUGUAUGGCAAGGACGAGACGCGUGCCUUCAUCAAGGUCUCCGGCAAGCCCGGCAUUGUCUAUGAUUCGCAGCUGCCGGCUCACAUGCAGAGCAUUGAUCGCAUACGUGAAAUGGAGGCCUCAUGGCAGGUUGUACCUGAGGAGGCUGAUCCCGAUGCCAAGCCGCGAUCGAAGCCUGUGUUUGUCAGCAAAAUCGAGCCGCAGACCGUGGAAGAGGGCGAACCGGCCAGAUUCUGUGUCCGUGUGACUGGACAUCCACGUCCCAGGGUCAUGUGGCUGGUCAAUGGCCAUACCGUGGUGCAUGGCUCACGCUAUAAGCUCACCAACGAUGGCAUGUUCCAUUUGGAUAUACCGAAGACCCGUCAAUACGACACUGGCAAGGUGGAGGUGAUUGCCCGCAAUUCUGUCGGUGAAUCCAUCACCCAAACUGAACUGAAGGUUGUCUCACGCUCCGAUGAUUAUCGCAAUGUCCUAAAGAAUUCGCCACGCCCCUGGUAUGAUUACGAGCUGGCCGCCUAUCAGAAGGAGCGCCAGGAUAAUGAACUGGAGAAGGUGUUCGAUGAGCGCAAGCAAUAUUUGUCCGAGCAGAGCGCACACACGCUCAAGGGCGUGGAGCAUCUGAAGCCGAAGCAGUACAAGCCACAGACACCCGACUGGCAGCAGAAUGUCAAGGCCAAGAAGAGCGAGGAGUACUACAACAAGCUGCAGAGCUUGGAGGUGGAGCAGCUGCUCAAGGAGACCAAUCUGAGGAGGGACAAUCAUCAGUAUGCCAUUCCCGGCGAGAAGGUUGUCAGCAGUUCAGCGGCCAAGGGCAUGGCCCACUCGUACGAGGAGAAUCUUCAAGAGCAAACGAGCACCACUCAGGUGCAGCCUGCCCCGCCAAAGGGCACCGCUGAACCCUCAGAAUCGUCGGUGCAUGGCCGCGAGGUGCACAUGAACAAGCAGCAGCAAGUGCAGAAGGAGAUCCAAGGUGAUCUCGAGAUCACGCGCAAGAUCACCGCCACCGAAACGACCGAAGUGGAGCACAAGGGCACCAUUCAGGAGCGCGUCGUCAAGGGACCCGUGAAGCCAUCCAAGGCACCCGUUUUCACCAAGAAGAUCCAACCGUGCCGCGUGUUUGAGAACGAACAGGCCAAGUUCGAGGUGGAGUUCGAUGGAGAACCGAAUCCGACGGUGAAAUGGUACCGCGAGAGCUUCCCCAUCCAGAACUCGCCCGAUCUGCAGAUCCACACGUUCAGCGGCAAAUCGAUUCUGAUUAUCCGCCAGGUGUUUGUCGAGGAUUCGGCCGUCUUUUCGUGCGUCGCUGAGAAUCGCGGCGGCACCGCCAAAUGCAGUGCCAAUCUCGUGGUGGAGGAGCGUCGUCGUGCCGGCAAGGGUGGCGUCCAGCCACCGAGCUUUGUUACCACCAUACAGAGCACCACCGUCUCUACCGGACAGCUGGCACGCUUCGAUGCCAAGGUCACCGGCACCAAGCCCAUGGACGUCUACUGGCUGAAGAACGGCAUGAAGAUCCAUCCGAGCAUCAAGUUCAAAAUGCUCGAGGAGGAUUCAGUGCACACUUUGCUCAUCAUCGAACCCUCUGCCGAGGACUCUGGCCGCUACGAGUGUGUGGCCGUCAAUUCGGCCGGAGAGGCGCGCUGCGAUGGCGACUGCGUUGUCCAGUCGGCCACAAAGCCGGAGAAACCGACGACACCCGGCAGCGAGAAGGCACCGCACAUUGUGGAGCAGCUGAAGAGCCAGUCCGUUGAGGAGGGCAGCAAGGUGAUCUUCCGCUGUCGCGUGGAUGGCAAGCCCACGCCCACAGCCCGCUGGAUGCGCGGCGAGAACUUUGUCAAGCCGUCGCGCUACUUCCAGAUGUCGCGACAGGGCGAAUACUAUCAGCUGAUCAUCUCGGAGGCCUUCCCCGAGGACGAGGGCACCUACAAGUGUGUGGCCGAGAAUAAGUUGGGCAGCAUCCAGACCAGCGCCCAGCUGAAGGUGCGUCCCAUCGAGAAUUUGGAUGCGCCACCCACCAUCACGGCCCUGAAGGAUGUCUCCGUUACGGAGGGCAUGCCCGCCCAAUUCAAGACGACGGUGACGGGCAAGGUGAAGGCCACCAGUGUGCAGUGGUUCCGCGAGGGACAGCUGAUACCCGAGACACCAGACUUCCAGAUGAUAUUUGAUGGCAACAGCGCUGUGCUUUUGAUUGGAACCACCUACGAGGAGGAUUCGGGCAUCUUUACAGUACGUGUGACUUCGUCCACCGGCCAGGUCGAGUCCUCGGCCAAACUGACUGUUAAAAAGCGUCGCAUCUCGGCCUUUCAAUUGCGCACAAUUGACUCCGCCGAAGAUGAGUCCUCAUCCUCUGGCCGGGAGGACAGUGCACCCGAUUCCCCGCUGCAGCCAGGACAGCAGAGGCCAGGAGGCCAACAGCAGCAGCAGCAACAGUUUGGCCAGUACCUAGGCGUCAAUGGCCAUGAGGGACGUUCGCGCACUAAGAAACCAAAAGUGAGAAGCAAAUCCCUGCAACCGGCCACAAAAGUGAUUCCAUGGCGCAAGUCGUCGCGUCCGAAUCGGGGCCGUUCUCUGGACAAGGGUGUCUUCCUGCCGGGCUUCAAGCCAGAGCCUGUGAAGUCCUGGACAGAGGAGACCAUCAGCCUGAAGGCCACGCCCAUCGAAAAGAAGAGGCCCACGCCGAAGCUGGAGGCUGCCACCGUGGUGCUCAAGUCCAUCAAAACGGAGCGGGAUCAGGGCAUCGUGAGUCUGGGCGCCACACUCGAGCAGAUAAUUGCUGGGAAGACGGAGAAGGAGGCAGUGCCAUGGAUCACCAUGCGGGAGAAGCUCAAGCAAGUGGAGAGCGUCUCGGAGCAGCUGAACAAGUUCGAUAUCGAUGAGGUUUACCUGCGUCCGCUCGAGGGCGCCAUCGAGACGGAGGAGCCACUGCCGCAGCAGGCGCAAGUGGAGCAGGAGCAGCGCUCCAAGGAGAUACAGCGACUGAAGAGCAUGGAGAGCGUCGAGAUUAUGGAGAUGACGGAUCAGAUCGAUCAGCUGAUCACCCAGCAGCAGAACAACAAGGAUCUGAUACCCUGGAAGGAGAUGCGCCAGCAGCUGAAGAGCGUGCAGCGUGUCACCAAGCAGAUUGACAAAUUCAAGAUCGAAGAAGUGGAACUGAAGCGUUUGCAGCAGGCCCAGCAGUCCAUUGCCGAGGAGAUUGUCCUCACCAUCGACGAGAGCUCCAAGGGUUCCAUCUCGAAGACCGUUCAGCGUCAGGAUCUGCAGCACUACGAGCAGGAUCAGUCGGGCAGCCACAAGCAACAGUUCAUCACCACCGAAGAUGUCAACAUUAUGCAUGUCUCACAGCGGGAGAAGCUGGAGGCUCAGCGCCUGAUACGCGAGCAGCAGGCCGUCAAUUGGCGGCAGCAGCAGCAGCGGCCACAGCUGCAGCCGCUCACCUCCGUGGAGGACACCAGUUCGCAGGCAAGCGAUCGCCAGAGACUGGUGCAACAGCAGAGCCUCAUCGAGGAGGCGCAGCGGCAGCAGUUCGUGCAGAUCGAGGACUCGCAGAUGAUGAGCCUCGAGCAGUACGAACACCAGAAGAUCAUCAGCCAGCGCACGCAGCAGGAGGCCUUCGACUGGCGACAGCCACGCGAGCCCCAAAAGUUCAUUCAAGUGGAGGACUCUUCGCUGAUGCAUUUGCAGGAGCGUCAGGAUACGCAGGAGCAGAAGUUGCUGCAACAGCAGCCCGUCCCGUGGGAUCGUGGCCUCAAGAAGCCGGAACAGGCACAGCCACAGCCACAGCCCCAGGCACCCGUCCAGGAGCAGCAGCAGCAGCCACAAUUUGUGGAGAAACCAAAGACCUACGAGGAAAUGCACGACGUGUUGCAGGAGCCGCUGCCUGUGGCACAGCCACAGCAGCAGCCUGUGCUGUGGGAACGUGGCAAGAAGCAAAAGCCUGCCGCUCAAACCUACGAGGAGUUGCACGACGUCUUGCAGGAACCCCUGCCCGUGCAGCAGCAGCAGCAGCCAGAAGCUGUGCCUGUCCUAUGGGAACGCGGCAAGAAGAAGGUGCUGCAGGAGCAGGUAACAACCCAAGAGGUGUUGCAGCAGACCAGCCAAGUGAUUGAGUCUCAAGAGGUGUUGCAACAGACCUCCCACAUUGUGGAGGAGACCAAAAAGACAGCCGUCCGGCGGGUGAUUCCCCCACGGGAACCCGAACAAAAGGUGGAGCAGGUGCAGCUGAAGCCCACGCCCAGACCACGUCCCAAAGAGGCGGAAAAGGCCGAGGACUUCCAGCUGAAGCCCCUGAAGAGCAUCAGACCCGUGCAGCAGGCGGUGGAGCAGCAGCCGGCACAAAAGGCCUACGAGGAGGCCACAGAUGAGCUGCCCGAUGAGGCACCCGUGCCACAAGCGGAGGCACAGCCGCAGCCUGUGCUGUGGGAGCGCGGCAAGAAGCAGAAGCCCCAACAGACAGUGGUCGAAGAGGCUGCCCCAACUCUGGAGGUUGCAGUCGACACUUUGGAGGAGGCAAAGGUUGCGCCCACAAAGCCACAGCCGCAGCCUGUGCUGUGGGAGCGUGGCAAGAAGAAGCCAGCACCCAAGGCGACACCGGUUGUCGAGGAAGCGGCACCCAAAACGCUCGAAGUGGCAGUGGAUACGCUGGAUGAGGAGCAGCAGCAGCAGCAGCAGAUUCAACCUCAGCCGCAGCCCCAGCUGUGGGAACGUGGCAAGAAGAAGAAAGCCCAACCCCUGCCCCAAGAAGUGGUCGAGGAAUCGCUGCAGGAAACACCAGUAAAGACCUACGAAGAGGCUGUCGAUGUCCUGCCCGAAGAGCCCAAAGUGGAGGAGACGCCACAGCCGGUUUUGUGGCAGCGUGGCAAGAAGAAGCCAGCAGCAACAAAGCCAAAGCCAGAGGCAGCACCAGAGCCAGAGCCUGUGAAAGAGGUGCAGCAUACCGAUGAGGUUGAUGCGCAAAUUGAAAAGGUCCUCGUGGAAGAGGAGGUGGAAAUUGUCCAAGAGAGGCGCAGGAUCAAGAAGGCCAAGAAGCCCAAGGCCACAGAGGAGGUGACUGCAGAGAUUGUAGAGGAAAUUCCCGAAGAGGAGAUCCCAGAAGAGGAGAUCCCCGAAGAGCUUGUCGAAGAGAUCCUGGAAGAGCAGGAAGAGAUCGUAGAAGAAAAGAAAAAGGUGAAAAAGGUCAAGAAGCCAAAGAAAAUUGUUGAAAAGACUGAAGAGGAGGCCCCAGAAGAGGAGGCCCCUGAAGAAGAGGCUAUCGAAGAACCCGAAGAGCUCGUAGAAGAACAGGAAGAGAUCCUAGAAGUCCAAGAAGUCCAAGAAGAAAUUGUGGAAGAAAAACGCAAGGUGAAAAAGGUCAAGAAGCCCAAAAAGACUGCCGAAACGAUCGAAAUCGAUGAAGAGCAGCCCGAAGAGGAGGCGCCACAAGAAGAGGAAAUCAUCGAAGAGCCAGAAGAGAUCACAGAAGAACAAGAAGAGAUCGUUGAAGAAAAGAAAAAGGUGAAAAAGAUCAGGAAACCGAAGAAGAAGGUAACUGCCGCAGAGGAAAGCGAAGAGGUGCAGCCCGAGAAAGAGGUGGAAGAACCAGAAGUCGAAGAGCCAGAAGUGGCGGAACCUCUGCCCGCAGAAGAACCCAAGAAAGCCAAGCCAAAGCCCCAAGAAGUGGUGGAGCAAGUGGAGAAAGUGGAACUCAAGCGCACGCCCCGCAAGCAACAGCCUCUGCCCGAGAGGGAACAGGUGGAGGAGGUGUCCCUGAAGCCCCUGAAAAAGACUGCAAUUGUCACACAACCAGAGGAGAUCGAAACGGAGCAGCUGAUCACCACCGAGGAGCAAAUUGUGGAUGUCACCAAGAAGCGGGUGAAGAAAAAGAAGCCCAAGCCAAAGGCAGCCACAGAAGAGGAGGCCACAGAGGAGCCAGAAGAAGCAGAAACCAUCGAAGAGGAAGAACUCGAGGAAGAGCAGCCACAGCCACAGCCAGAGAUAGAGACAGAAGAAGAAGAGGUGCAGCAGCAGCCCAUCCCAGAGGAGGAGCAACCGGUAGAGCCAAAGGCAGCACCCAAACCCAAGCCCCAGAGAGAAGAGAUCAUCGAGAGGGUGGAGGAGGUGGCCCUCAAGCGUGUCUCGCGACCAAAGAAGCCGCUGCCGGAGGAGGCCACCAUCGAGGAGGUGCGUCUCAAGCCCACCACCAGGAAAUCCAUCAAACCGGAAGAGGUGACACUCGAGGCGGUGGACCUGCAACAUGUGGAAAGGGUCGAAGAGGAGCUCAUCCAGGAGGAGAAGCGCAAGACCAGAAGGGUGAAGAAACCCAAGCACGAGGAUCUGCCGGAGAUUGCCGAUGCAGAACCCACACAGCUGGAGGAAGCGGAGCACUUGGACUUGGAGAAGGAGCCCAAGCAGCAGCUGGAACAGCCGCAGGUGCCGUGGAAGCGAGGCGAGAAGAAAAAGCCCGCGGAGGCGGUACUUGAGGAGAAGCAAUGGCCCAAGGGCAAGCGGCAUCUACUGCCCGCCGAGCAGCCCGAGGAAGUGCAGCUCAAGCCCAUACCCGCCAAGCCAGCGGAGGCGCCACAGCAGCCGGAAAAGGCCAUUCCCGGGCCCCAACUGCAGCCCCAGGAGCAGCCCGAAAGCGAAGAGGAGGAACUGGAACUGGAACCCCUCAAAGUGCCCGACGAUGCGGCGCCCAAGGUCAAGAAGGAAAAGAAAAAGAAGCCCAAACUGAAGAAGGCCACGCCAUCGGUGGAUGAGAUCUCCGAGGAGAUGGCCGAGCCAUUUGCCGAGCCCAUUGCCGAGGAAGAUGAGGUCGAAGAGAUUCUGCCCGUCGACGAGGACAAGGUGGUGGCCGUCUCCGAAGAUGUGCUGCCCGAAGAGGAGCUGCUGCUGCCCACGGAAGAGACGUCCCCCGAAGCGAAGCAGAAGGCACAAAAGAAGCGCACAAAGCGCCUCAAGCAGGCCGCCAUCGAGGGACAGCCACAGCUGCUGGAGGCAGCCAUUGCGGAAAUCGAAAAGGCGGACGAAGUAUUCCAAGAGAUCUCACAGAAGACCAUUACACUGCUCAAAAAGACUGAGGACACGCGACCGCAGUUCAUUACGACGGAGCAGCUGAUCGAACUGGAUGUGGAGGAUGUGCGCAGGGAUCUGGAGAUGAAGGUCACCUCGAAUAUCAUCAAGAAGGAGAAGAGGCGGGUGGUGCUCGACGACAGUCAGCCGCUGCCCGAGCUGGAGCUCAUCACACAGAAACGCAUCCAGGAGGGCAUCGACCGUAUGGCCGAUGAGGAGCUCAUCGAGGAUCAGCAGCUGACACAGAAUCGGCAGGAGACCACCACCUCCGAGGUGAUUGGCCAGGAGCGAAAGCUGGUGAAGAAAAAGAAAAAGGAAAUCAAGCCGCCGCGCAUCACUGAGAAGCUGCGACCCCGCCAAUGUGUGCCCGAGGAGCCCACUGUGUUGGAGUGCAAAGUGGAGGGUGUGCCCUUCCCCGAAAUCAAUUGGUACUUCAAUGACAUACUGCUGUUUGCGUCGGAGAAGUACGAGAUAACCGUGGUGGAGCAGGUGGCACAGCUGAAGAUAGCCAAGGUCACGCCCAGCGAUGUGGGCGUCUAUACGUGUGAGGCCAAGAACGAGGCCGGAGUGGCCACAAGUCGUACGAAUAUUAUUUUAGAAAAAGAACAAGGCGUUGCGCCACAGUUUACGCGACCCCUCAAGAUCGAAUUCACCGAAGAGAAAGAGCCCGAGAGGCUAAAGGUCACGGUGACAUGUCAGGUGGCCGGCAAGCCCCAUCCACAGGUCAAAUGGUAUCGCGGCAUCGAAGAGGUGCUGCCCAGCGAAACGGUGCAAAUGUUCUACGAUCAGCAGACGGGCGAAGUGGCACUGGAGGUGUUCAAUCCGCCGGCAAAUGAGGCCAUCACGUACUCGGUGCAGGCACAGAAUCAAUUUGGACGUGCCAUUGGCAAUGCCAACAUCAUGAGUCGCUUGGAUGAGGAGCAGGAGCAGCCCAAAGAAAUAUUGAAGCCCCCGACAGUCACUCCACUGAGUGCUGUGGUGGUGCCCACUGGGGGCACACUCCGCUUCGAGGUCCAAUACGAUGGUCUGCCCCGGCCGGAGAUCAAAUGGAUGCGCAAUGGCCGCGAGAUCGUGGAGAACGAGGAGGUCAUUGUGGAGACGACAGAGACGACAACCGUCAUUCGGGUCAUCAAUAUGACACGCAAGCGCACCGGCAAAUACGAGGUGUGGGCCAAGAACAAGGUGGGAGAGGCCAAAUCCUCGGGAUCGGUGGUUGUCUCCGACUCGAAACCCGAUCAGCGGAUCCAACCGCCACGCUUCGUGCAGCCGCUGGAGCCCAAGUUCUUUGGGGAGCAUGAGGUGGCCAUUCUGGAGGCUGUCGUCGAGUCCGAGCCCCUGUCCUCCUUCCAAUGGUUCGUUCACAACGAGCUCAUCAAGAGCUCCAACGAGUGUCGCAUUGUCAGCGAGGCCAACAAGUCCACGCUGCUGAUUGAGGACUUCCAGCGAAAGUUCAUUGGACCAUUUAUGUGUCGGGCGGAGAAUGUGGGCGGUUCGGUUACCUCCACAGCGACUGUUAAUCUUUUGGAGGCGCUGCCCCAGGAGGAGGCUGUGGAAUUUGAAUCGCCACGCUUCAUCGAGGAGCUGCUGCAACCCGUCGAGGUGAUGGAUGGCGAGGCGCUGCUGCUGCAGUGCCAGGUGCGUGGUAAGCCCACACCCAAGGUCGAAUGGUAUCACAAUGAGGAGAAGAUUGUCGAUACAAAGGAAACUACGAUAUCGCAGGACUUGCAAGGCAAUUGCCAGCUGCAGAUUACCGAAGUAUUCCCCGAGAAUGAGGGCCAAUACAAGGCCGUUGCCAGCAAUAAGAUUGGCAAGGCAGUGACCAAGACAAGCGUUCAAAUUCAAGCAUUUGAAUAUAUCCCCGAUUCUGAAAUCACUGGACUCACUGGAUCUGAGGAGGAUCUACUUGAUAGAACCCUCUCAAUCGACGAACAAGCACCGAAAAUCAUUAAGAAACUACCAGAGAAAAUCGAACCCAAAGAGGGUGAACAGCCCAAGCUGGAGGUCAAGGUCAUUGGCCGGCCCAAACCAAAGGUCAAAUGGCUGCGCGACGAUGAGCAAAUCUUUGCCUCCGAGGAAUAUCAAAUUGAGAAUUUCGACGAUGGCACCUCGGUGCUGGUGAUCAAUAAUGUGUAUCCCGAUGAUUGGGGCACCAUCAGUUUUGAGGCAUACAAUCCAUUGGGCGUGGCAGUGACAACGGCUGAAUUUUCUGUGGAAGGCAUUGUUGGAUCAAAGGAUUAUCGUAAACCAGAAUGGGUCACACAAAUGGAAGAAAUGCAGGUGGCACUCAAAGCUGCUAAAUGCUCGCCAUCGCUACUAAAUGAAAUGCGCGACAGCCGCUGUGCCCUGGGGGAAACGGCAAAGUUUUACAUACAAUUUGCAGGCAAUCCUGUGCCAGAUAUUCAAUGGUAUUUCAACAAUGUACAGCUUAGGGCAUCCGAAAAGUAUCGCAUGGUAGUCGAGGAGCACGAGGCCACAUUGGAGAUAUUGAAAAUCACACAAGACGACUGCGGCUACUACAAUUGCAAGCUAAUCAAUGAGAUUGGCAUGACAAUGUCGCGUGCCAAAUUCGAAAUAUCAUCAACAUCCAAUGUGGAGGAGAUUGUAGAGACCAAAAGGAUUAUCAAAAAGAAAGCUGGUGGAAGGAAGACCUCGUCAAUGGUCAAGCGAACGGGUGCAUCGGCGAUGCAAAAGACAGAGAUACGUAUAGUCCCUGCGGCCACAACGACAAUGAAUGUCUACAAAGUGAAACAACCUGUCUCUAUACUCGUAGAGAAGAGUGAGAUUUCCGAGGUGAUGCAGGUCAAGGAUCGCAAGAUUGCUGAUGCAGAGAUACGCAAGAGUCAAGUCAUAGAAGAAUACGAAUCAGAUGUUGAGGAAGAGAUCGAAGAAGUUGAAGAAAUCAGAGAAGAAAUUAAAGAAGAAAUCAAAGAAGAAAUUAAAGAAGAAAUUAAAGAAGAAAUUAAAGAAGAAAAGUCUGCCAAAGAGGACAUAAAAUACACAUCCAGCAAGACGAUUGAGCUGACAAAAACCGUCGAACUGAUACGCACCAAAAUUACGCAAAAGACCAUCACCAUUGAGGACAUACAUGUGAUAUCGCAGCACGAAGAGGUGCAGUGGCUGCUCGAAUCCAUUGAGGCUGUGUCCUUUGGUGCCUCGGGCGAGGCAGCGCUCAGAGACCUGGCCACCAUUGGCCUCCUCCUGCGCUAUGGCUGCACUCACUACGAGAUCACGUACAUGUACGAGCAGAAUAUAUUUAUAUCCCUGAAGAAGCCCGAAUCUCAGGCAGCUCUGGUGCAGCUGGUAGAGCGCGAGGGUCACGAGGAGUUGAUCACCCAAAUCCUGAGUGAAUCUUCCAACGAGGAUGAGACCAUUCUAGCUGCCACCGUCGGCUUCAAGGCCUUUAUACGGAUGAUACAGACAUACGAGAUCACGAUCGAGAUUGUCAUACGAAAGUUUGUUAGGGAGGAUUUCAUAUCGCAGGACUGGAAGAUAUGCGGAAAGGAGAGAAUAGUAGAGACAUCGCAAAUAAUUGAAAGUCACGAGGCUAUAACGCAUGUCAAAAUCGAGGAAACAUUUAUUGAGGAACGAACGAUAAUUGUUGAAGAAGAAACAGCAACCACAAAAGUGGAUACAAAAUUCAUACAGCAACAAGAAAAGAUACAACAAGAACAGAUACUCGUACAACAACAAGAACAACAAAUUGUGAAAAAGAAAACGCAGAAAAAGCAUAAGAAACAUACAGAACAAACACAGAUACAGGAAGAGGUACAGCAACAGAUAGAGAUACGGGAAGAGGUACAAAUACAGGAAGAAAUCACAGCCAUUGCAGCGGAUGAAACUGUCGAGCAAUUGAAGGAGCUUGUCCUGCCAUACGAAACACUAUCCAUGCAACAUGUAUCCAAAGACACGAUCGAAACCAUUGCCAGUGCAGAGACCACAGAGCUUUCAACACCGAAACCGCAACCAGCAAUAGUGCAGGACGAUAUACUGCCCCAAAAGAUAUUGGCCAUCAGUGAGGAGUGUCUGCCACUCGAUGUGGCACUCCCCCAGGACUCUGCAGGACCAAAAGAAACUCACUUGAGUGAACAAAUUGAAGUGCGGCAUCAACAUGCUGUUGAUGUCACCGAAACAGAGGCACGUGAGGCCUCGCCCAAAGAACUGAAACCCUCAAAGAUACCCAAGAGCGUCAAGGCCCAGCGGAGGGUCAAGGAAUCGCGUCCUUUGCUGGUGGAAGCCACAAGCAUCGAAGAGGUCAUUGAUGAUCUGCAGCCAGUGAAAGCUGUGGGACAGCAGGCGCAUGGUGACAUUCUGUUGUCCCAUGAGCUAACAGAGGAGCAGCCUCAGAUUUUAGAGGCAAUUGAGCAACUUAGGCAGGGCAAAUCCAUGAAGGAGGAGACUAUUGAAUCGCAUUUUCGGGAUCAGGAAAGUCUUUUGAUAACCGAAGAAACGAUUAGUGAAACUUUGGGCAAAGAUAUCGUUCAGAUAAAGCCAACAGCCGAGAAGAUUUAUCCAGAAUUAACAUCAAAUGUAAGCCUGGCCAUAAGCGAAUGCCAACCAGAGGAUUCUGUGGGGGAACUAAAGCCCUCAGUGGAGGUUCGCACGGAGACAUCAUCAAGGACAAUUCUAGAGCAUAAAUCGGUGAGCACCAGUGCCUCGGAGGUCCUUGAAAGUGUGGACACUAUAGUCCAGGAGACACAACCCACCAAAGGUAUGGCCGAUGUCACACUCAAGCCAGAAGAAGUUCCACUCGUCACUCAGGAAACAGAAACAUUUGAGUCUGUGGCAGAAAGCGAAACCAAGCCACGCGUGGCAGACACCAAAGCCUUGCAACAUUUGGUAUUAACCGAAGGAUUGCUUAACACCCAAGCAGAUGCUCAGAGUCCGUUGGAAGAGCAAAUGCCAGACUUCAAAACCGAUGAAAGGAAAGCCGUAAUGGAAAUGGAAACGCAGUUCCAUGUUGUAACCCAGGAAACCGUCUCGACUGAGGAGGCACCAACUGAUUUGGGUGUACAGGCGACACCAAAGAGCGUUGAGGGCACCCGCGGACAAUCGAGUGCCCUGACAAUUGGCGAAACUCUAGAGACAAAUCUCGUAGAAAUGGCCCAGGAUCUGAUCGAACCCCAUGUGGAGUCUACAAAGCCCGCAAAGGAAACGCUAACCAAGGCUUAUGGCACUGCUGAGAGCAAUCAGGAGGCGCUAUACGACACCUUGGGUGCUGUUCCAGUUGUGGAACAGCCCAAGGGACAGGGAAAGAUCAACAUCUCUGAGGGCGAACUCGUGGCAGAGGUGCAGGCAGCUCCCACUAUAAUUCACACGGAGGAGGAGCUCCUGUCUGUGGUGCCAGAGUUUGUGGACGCCACAAUCAAUAUCGUGGAGGAGACUGGCGCACUGGAGAUCAAGCAAGAUACGGUGGCCGAAAAGGAGCAAACAUUCCCCCAGGAUGUAUCGCAAACUGAGCAAUCAGCUACAGAAAAGAUAAUCCCAGUGGAUCUCAGAGUAACAACUGUCUUUGAGGUGCAUCCUGGACAAACGUCCGGGGAUAUUGCUCCGGCAGAUACACGUUCCGUGUCUGCGAUUCAGGUUCUGGAUACAAUGCCCAUUGGAGUGGCAUCAAAGCCCGAUCUAAUGGAAGGUACCAGCUAUCUGGAGGCGCUGCCACAGCCCGAACUCAAGAGCGGCACCGUCUUGAUGGAUGAAACCCAACAGCCGCUGGAAGUAACGAGUGUACAGAUCAGUGAAACGAGCACCGAACUGGCAGAUACACUGCCAAAACAACAGCAAACGAAGGCCCAUCCCGCCACAGAAGACUUCCGGCACGCCGAGGGAAUGGAGAUUAUUGCCAUGGAGUCCACGGGGCAACAGCCAGAGGAGGGCAAGCCCACGGCAGCCCGUGCUGAUGUCAGCAUGCCACAGCAAUAUGGCACCAAUGUCAUGGAACAGUCGCCUCUGGAGACCCUACAGCCACGUCCGCUGGAUGUCCAGCCCCAAGCACAGCAAACCGAAUCACAAUUUGAUUUGUUGCCACAAUUGGAGACCAGUUCGUGCGUUACCUUAGAGCAGGAAACGGAAAUCCCCUUAGCAGAACCACAGCCAUUCCAAUCGGCAGCCAUUGGAGCAGCCAGGGCCCUGCAGGUUGCAAGUACAGAGAGAUCUCAGCAUAUGGAAUCGUUGCAGGGCAUCGAUGAGCAGCAGAGAGUGCCACAACAGCAGGCACAUUUGAAUAUAGGAGAGAUCACAUUGCCAAAGGUCGAGGAAAUCACGCCACUCGAGGGUUUGCAGGAUUAUGCCUCACCGGACUAUCAGAAAUCAGCUGUCACGAAUAUAGAAAUCAUGGAAGAAACUUCAGCUUUAAGGACCAGCACAGCAAUUGUGAGCGAAAGGACAGAGGAAUUGAGGGACAAAGAUGCCCCACAGGAGGUUCAGAUUCGACCGAAACUCAAUGAAUUCUCACAGAAAACUCCACUCUCGGAGAGUGUCAAUAUUUUGGAUCAAGUUUCCGAGUUGAGUGGCCACCUGCCACAUGCGGCCACGGGACAAUCCAUUAUCGAUAGCUGCCACGAGGUAAAUGUGCGUGAAACAGAAGUCCUGGAGAAGGAGCAGCUGCUGGAAGGUGUGCCACAGCCAAGCGAACAGCUCGUGAAGAUUGCCUUGGACUCCACCACAGGAUUGGCCUUGGCUCGCCAGGAGGAUACCUUUGAGCAUGAGGAAGAGCUGCGAGUACUUGCCCCAGAGGCAGAGCAGGCCAGACCCGUGGCUGCAGAUCUGCUGAAGGCAGCCCUCACCGAGGGAGUUCUGGCAAACCAAAGCACUGGAAAGCUAGAGGACUUUAGUGUCUCCGAUAAAUAUGCCUCACCCAGAAUGGAUCUUUUAGAUGAAACAAAAUCCACAGAGACCACAGUAUAUGAUACUGUAUCCAAAUCUCUGGACGCCAUACAGCCGGAAAUCUUAAGUCCUCAACAGUCUAUGGUGCCACACGAGCAUACAACAGUCACCGAGUGCCUUGUCGUUGAUGGAACACAACCUUUCGAAGCAAAGCAAACAGAUCAGCGUACAGCCGUCAAAGUUCAAGAUAAUCUAAGCCACUCCAUUAUCCUUGAGGAUCAGAGGGUGCUGGAAUCGGAGAAGCUGCUGGGCGAGGAAAGUACACCACAGCAGAUGGCGAAACUAAUGGAAGAUGCCACCAAUCUGCAUGCAAAAAUGGUAGAUACCACAGCCGUCUAUGAGUCCAUGGGCGAGGAUCGUCCAACAGAUAAAUGUAGCGUGCAACAGGCACAAGUCACCCACGAAUUGGCACACACACAUGCCACCGAACUGCAGCAGACUGUGGAGGCAGCGAAGAUGCUUGCAGCGCCAGAACAAACCUAUGCAGUGGCCACAGCAGAUGAGAUACCCUCACAGCUUGGAUUACCGAUUACCACGAGGACACAGACUGUAGAGGAUGUCGAUGAUUUGGUCACUCUGCCAACAGACGAGCGAGUGGCCCAGUCCACGUAUGAAGGCAGGCAGCACGAGGUAACAGUCAGCGAGGUCCAGGGUAUCGAGGAGUCCGAGAAUCUACAGAAAACUACAGAUAUAGCAGCCGUUAGCGCUGCCGAGUCGAUGGAUGUCAUGUUCAAGGCUACAUCGGUGGACACCCAACCGGGCGUCUUCCAAAAGGAGUCCCCAAUCGAAGCUCUCAAGCACCAGGAGGCCACAGCAAAGUCUGUGGUAGAUCUCCUCCAAGGCACCACAACAUCCGAUGUGUUGGCGCUGGAAUCCUCCGAACGCAUCCCAGAUACACAGACAACAGUGCCACAAGAGGCACAGAGACAUCUAGUCACUGGCGUGGAGUCCAGGAAGGUGCAGGUUCAAUUCGAUGACUUAAUUAUGGAUAAGGAAGAGACCCUGCCGGAGAUCCUUCAAGAAUUGUAUGGCAAACCCUUCAUUGAGGGCACACAGAGGGAGACACUCAUCACUCAAGUGAUUCCCAUGGAAAAUGUAAAUCAAAUAGAGACGCCACAAGGUCCUGCCACAUUCCAAGUGAGUCCUACGUCCAGCGAGAUAAUCACUCAAUCGCACAUGGUGGAAACCCAACUAACACUCGAGCUGGAGGGUGAAGCCAAUAUUGAAUAUGAAAAUCUGGCCCAAGCAAAGGUAAAAUCGGAUGAAACGAAUGUCCAUAGCACGAUAUCAGAGGUCAAUACAUAUGAGAUCACAAAAGAUAUUAAGGGGAUGCUGGAACAAGAAGGUCAGUUCAUAAAGAUCGUUGAGGAUUCCGACAUCAAUCGUGCCCAUGUGACAACCAUACAAUCAACGCUUCUCAAAGAAGAAAAUCUACCGCUGGAGCACAUUCGCGAUGGGGACACCGCCCGUGUGUCCAAGGUGGAACUGAAGAAAAAAUCUCUGGUAACCGAAGAGGUUCUGGGCAUCAGUUCGAUUCAGGAAUCGUAUGAACUGCAAAAGCCAGACGAGGGCAAGGCCCAAGUCACGCGCCAGGCGCCACAUGAGACUGCAAGUGUGGCCGAACAACAGACCUGUGAACAGUCACCGGAGUUGGCCCUAGAGCAGGACGAUCGUCGUAUCCGCACAAAGCCAAGUUCUGUAGAACAGCUCCUGAAACCUAUCGAAAGCUCUACCGUUAAUGUCUAUGAGAAUUUCGAGGGACAUGGGGAUUUUAAGCCAAUUAGUGUGUUGCCAUCAACGGAUACCACUGUGAUUUCUGAGUUAAAGGUUUCGGUGGUGGAAGAGGUGUCUGUGAUGCCAUUCUUGGGUCGUGUUCCGACCGAGAAACCCCUGGAGGGAAAAGCAACACCUGAAACUGUGCCUCACAAAAAUGUACUGCAAAGCGAGCAGCUUCCCUGUGAGGUUGUGAGCACUUUGCUGGAAGAAGGACUCCCAUCCAGGGAGCAGGCAAAGCUUGCACCAGCUGAUACACGAGUUGCAGCCGUGACCAGUGUGCUGCAUGAGAAGGGAACCAUUCGGGAGACGAUCACAAGCUCUCAAGUAGAUGAGAAACAAGCGCUUCCUACGAUUACCACACAGAGUACGUAUCUGAAUGAGCAAACAAUCGCACAGGAGAAUGUCAAUCUGUUAGAUAGUGAGGAACAAGAACACAUACAGCCACAGAACGCAAGUAUACGUAUCAAAGAAAACACAACAUCCAUAGCCACAACAGAACAACCAGACAUAUUCCACACAACCACAACAACGAGUCCGAGUGUCACACGCACUGGGGAGAAGAUACACCCAACACUGGUUGAGGAAAACCUGAAGAAUGCUUUACAGACAACACAAUUUGUGUCGGAGGAUACCUCUGACCUCCUCCUCCCAAAAUCAAUGCCUGAAACUGCACUACCCGAAAGGGUAACACAUGCUGUAGCACUUUCCACCACAAACGAGUCACAAGCCACAAUUUACACAUCGAAAGAUGAAGACCACACAAAGAAACUGUUAGAGGAGAGUCUUACACAAGAGAUUUUUAAUGUUAAAACGGUAACACGACCUGUGGGUAAGUAUCCAACUAAGUUUAGUCUAAGAAGUUCAGCAAAAAAAGGCGUAUUACUUCCAUUACCACCACCCUUCGACCCUCCAGAACCAAAGCACAAGCACAUAUUACACAGAACAAAGCAAACCCACAUUCCUCAAACAGAACUUUAUAUUAAACGCACACUUUUUUACACAGAUACAAAAAAAACUACAGACACACCACACACCACACCACAAAAGACACCCAAACACAAACAAGAAACUAAUGAAACAACAAUCACGGAAACCCCCGAAACUCUGCAAAUUAUCGAGGAAAUAUCGGAAGACGGCAAACCCAAGAAAAAGAAGAUCCGCACUCGUGUAAUCAAGAAGGUCAAGGGCGACAAACAAGAAGUCACCAAGAUCGAAACCGUCGAAGAAGAUGACAAGCCUGCGGAGACUACAGUCACAGUUGAAGAGGUUCCUUACGAAGAAGAGAAACCAGAGGAGAUCCAGGAACUCCCAGAAGAGGUUCGCGUUGUUGAAACCAUCUCUGAAGACGGCAAGCCCAAGAAGAAGAAGAUCCGCACUCGCGUAAUCAAGAAGGUCAAGGGCGACAAACAAGAAGUCACCAAGAUCGAAACCGUCGAAGAAGAUGACAAGGUACCAGAGACAACUGUCACCGUUGAAGAGGUUCCUUACGAAGAAGUGAAACCAGAAGAGAUUCAGGAACUCCCAGAAGAGGUUCGCGUUGUUGAAACCAUCUCUGAAGACGGAAAGCCCAAGAAGAAGAAGAUCCGCACUCGCGUAAUCAAGAAGGUCAAGGGCGACAAACAAGAAGUCACCAAGAUCGAAACCGUCGAAGAAGAUGACAAGGUACCAGAGACAACUGUCACCGUUGAAGAGGUUCCUUACGAGGAAGAGAAACCAGAGGAGAUGCAGGAACUCCCUGAAGAGGUUCGCGUUGUUGAAACCAUCUCUGAAGACGGAAAGCCCAAGAAGAAGAAGAUCCGCACUCGCGUAAUCAAGAAGGUCAAGGGCGACAAACAAGAAGUCACCAAGAUCGAAACCGUCGAAGAAGAUGACAAGGUACCAGAGACAACUGUCACCGUUGAAGAGGUUCCUUACGAGGAAGAGAAACCAGAGGAGAUCCAGGAACUCCCUGAAGAGGUUCGCGUUGUUGAAACCAUCUCUGAAGACGGCAAGCCCAAGAAGAAGAAGAUCCGCACUCGCGUAAUCAAGAAGGUCAAGGGCGACAAACAAGAAGUCACCAAGAUCGAAACCGUCGAAGAAGAUGACAAGGUACCAGAGACAACUGUCACCGUUGAAGAGGUUCCUUACGAAGAAGAGAAACCAGAAGAGAUCCAGGAACUCCCAGAAGAGGUUCGCGUUGUUGAAACCAUCUCUGAAGACGGCAAGCCCAAGAAGAAGAAGAUCCGCACUCGCGUAAUCAAGAAGGUCAAGGGCGACAAACAAGAAGUCACCAAGAUCGAAACCGUCGAAGAAGAUGACAAGGUACCAGAGACAACUGUCACCGUUGAAGAGGUUCCUUACGAGGAAGAGAAACCAGAGGAGAUCCAGGAACUCCCUGAAGAGGUUCGCGUUGUUGAAACCAUCUCUGAAGACGGCAAGCCCAAGAAGAAGAAGAUCCGCACUCGCGUAAUCAAGAAGGUCAAGGGCGACAAACAAGAAGUCACCAAGAUCGAAACCGUCGAAGAAGAUGACAAGGUUCCAGAGACAACUGUCACCGUUGAAGAGGUUCCUUACGAGGAAGAGAAACCAGAGGAGAUCCAGGAACUCCCUGAAGAGGUUCGCGUUGUUGAAACCAUCUCUGAAGACGGCAAGCCCAAGAAGAAGAAGAUCCGCACUCGCGUAAUCAAGAAGGUCAAGGGCGACAAACAAGAAGUUACCAAGAUCGAAACCGUCGAAGAAGAUGACAAGGUACCAGAGACAACUGUCACCGUUGAAGAGGUUCCUUACGAAGAAGAGAAACCAGAAGAGAUCCAGGAACUCCCGGAAGAAGUUCGCGUUGUUGAAACCAUCUCUGAAGACGGAAAGCCCAAGAAGAAGAAGAUCCGCACUCGCGUAAUCAAGAAGGUCAAGGGCGACAAACAAGAAGUCACCAAGAUCGAAACCGUCGAAGAAGAUGACAAGGUACCAGAGACAACUGUCACCGUUGAAGAGGUUCCUUACGAAGAGGAGAAACCAGAAGAGAUCCAGGAACUCCCAGAAGAGGUUCGCGUUGUUGAAACCAUCUCUGAAGACGGCAAGCCCAAAAAGAAGAAGAUCCGCACUCGUGUAAUCAAGAAGGUCAAGGGAGACAAACAAGAAGUCACCAAGAUCGAAACCGUCGAAGAAGAUGACAAGGUACCAGAGACAACUGUCACCGUUGAAGAGGUUCCUUACGAAGAAGAGAAACCAGAAGAGAUCCAGGAACUCCCGGAAGAGGUUCGCGUUGUUGAAACCAUCUCUGAAGACGGCAAGCCCAAGAAGAAGAAGAUCCGCACUCGCGUAAUCAAGAAGGUCAAGGGCGACAAACAAGAAGUCACCAAGAUCGAAACCGUCGAAGAAGAUGACAAGCCUGCGGAGACAACUGUCACCGUUGAAGAGGUUCCUUACGAAGAAGAGAAACCAGAGGAGAUCCAGGAACUCAAAGAAGAGGUUCGCGUUGUUGAAACCAUCUCUGAAGACGGCAAGCCCAAGAAGAAGAAGAUCCGCACUCGCGUAAUCAAGAAGGUCAAGGGAGACAAACAAGAAGUUACCAAGAUCGAAACCGUCGAAGAAGAUGACAAGGUACCAGAGACAACUGUCACCGUUGAAGAUGUUCCUUACGAGGAAGAGAAACCAGAGGAAAUCCAGGAACUCCCUGAAGAGGUUCGCGUUGUUGAAACCAUCUCCGAAGACGGCAAACCCAAGAAGAAGAAGAUCCGCACUCGCGUAAUCAAGAAGGUCAAGGGCGACAAACAAGAAGUCACCAAGAUCGAAACCGUUGAAGAAGAUGACAAGGUACCAGAGACAACUGUCACCGUUGAAGAGGUUCCUUACGAGGAAGAGAAACCAGAGGAGAUCCAGGAACUCCCAGAAGAGGUUCGCGUUGUUGAAACCAUCUCCGAAGACGGCAAGCCCAAGAAGAAGAAGAUCCGCACUCGCGUAAUCAAGAAGGUCAAGGGAGACAAACAAGAAGUUACCAAGAUCGAAACCGUCGAAGAAGAUGACAAGGUACCAGAGACAACUGUCACCGUUGAAGAGGUUCCUUACGAGGAAGAGAAACCAGAGGAAAUCCAGGAACUCCCUGAAGAGGUUCGCGUUGUUGAAACCAUCUCUGAAGACGGCAAGCCCAAGAAGAAGAAGAUCCGCACUCGCGUAAUCAAGAAGGUCAAGGGAGACAAACAAGAAGUUACCAAGAUCGAAACCGUCGAAGAAGAUGACAAGGUACCAGAGACAACUGUCACCGUUGAAGAGGUUCCUUACGAGGAAGAGAAACCAGAGGAGAUCCAGGAACUCCCAGAAGAGGUUCGCGUUGUUGAAACCAUCUCCGAAGACGGCAAACCCAAGAAGAAGAAGAUCCGCACUCGCGUAAUCAAGAAGGUCAAGGGCGACAAACAAGAAGUCACCAAGAUCGAAACCGUUGAAGAAGAUGACAAGGUACCAGAGACAACUGUCACCGUUGAAGAGGUUCCUUACGAGGAAGAGAAACCAGAGGAAAUCCAGGAACUCCCUGAAGAGGUUCGCGUUGUUGAAACCAUCUCUGAAGACGGCAAGCCCAAAAAGAAGAAGAUCCGCACUCGUGUAAUCAAGAAGGUCAAGGGAGACAAACAAGAAGUCACCCAGAUCGAAACCGUCGAAGAAGAUGACAAGGUACCAGAGACAACUGUCACCGUUGAAGAGGUUCCUUACGAAGAAGAGAAACCAGAGGAGAUCCAGGAACUCCCAGAAGAGGUUCGCGUUGUUGAAACCAUCUCUGAAGACGGCAAGCCCAAGAAGAAGAAGAUCCGCACUCGCGUAAUCAAGAAGGUCAAGGGCGACAAACAAGAAGUCACCAAGAUCGAAACCGUCGAAGAAGAUGACAAGCCUGCGGAGACUACAGUCACAGUUGAAGAGGUUCCUUACGAAGAAGAGAAACCAGAGGAGAUCCAGGAACUCCCAGAAGAGGUUCGCGUUGUUGAAACCAUCUCCGAAGACGGCAAACCCAAGAAGAAGAAGAUCCGCACUCGUGUAAUCAAGAAGGUCAAGGGCGACAAACAAGAAGUCACCAAGAUCGAAACCGUUGAAGAAGAUGACAAGGUACCAGAGACAACUGUCACCGUUGAAGAGGUUCCUUACGAAGAAGAGAAACCAGAGGAGAUCCAGGAACUCCCAGAAGAGGUUCGCGUUGUUGAAACCAUCUCUGAAGACGGCAAACCCAAGAAGAAGAAGAUCCGCACUCGCGUAAUCAAGAAGGUCAAGGGAGACAAACAAGAAGUCACCAAGAUCGAAACCGUCGAAGAAGAUGACAAGGUACCAGAGACAACUGUCACCGUUGAAGAGGUUCCUUACGAAGAAGAGAAACCAGAGGAGAUCCAGGAACUCCCAGAAGAGGUUCGCGUUGUUGAAACCAUCUCUGAAGACGGCAAACCCAAGAAGAAGAAGAUCCGCACUCGUGUAAUCAAGAAGGUCAAGGGAGACAAACAAGAAGUCACCAAGAUCGAAACCGUCGAAGAAGAUGACAAGGUACCAGAAACAACUGUCACCGUUGAAGAGGUUCCUUACGAAGAAGAGAAACCAGAGGAGAUCCAGGAACUCCCUGAAGAGGUUCGCGUUGUUGAAACCAUCUCUGAAGACGGCAAGCCCAAGAAGAAGAAGAUCCGCACUCGCGUAAUCAAGAAGGUCAAGGGCGACAAACAAGAAGUCACCAAGAUCGAAACCGUCGAAGAAGAUGACAAGGUACCAGAGACAACUGUCACCGUUGAAGAGGUUCCUUACGAAGAAGAGAAACCAGAGGAGAUCCAGGAACUCCCAGAAGAGGUUCGCGUUGUUGAAACCAUCUCUGAAGACGGCAAGCCCAAGAAGAAGAAGAUCCGCACUCGCGUAAUCAAGAAGGUCAAGGGCGACAAACAAGAAGUCACCAAGAUCGAAACCGUCGAAGAAGAUGACAAGGUACCAGAGACAACUGUCACCGUUGAAGAGGUUCCUUACGAAGAAGAGAAACCAGAGGAGAUCCAGGAACUCCCUGAAGAGGUUCGCGUUGUUGAAACCAUCUCUGAAGACGGCAAGCCCAAGAAGAAGAAGAUCCGCACUCGCGUAAUCAAGAAGGUCAAGGGCGACAAACAGGAAGUCACCAAGAUCGAAACCGUCGAAGAAGAUGACAAGCCUGCGGAGACUACAGUCACAGUUGAAGAGGUUCCUUACGAAGAAGAGAAACCAGAGGAGAUCCAGGAACUCCCAGAAGAGGUUCGCGUUGUUGAAACCAUCUCUGAAGACGGCAAGCCCAAGAAGAAGAAGAUCCGCACUCGCGUAAUCAAGAAGGUCAAGGGCGACAAACAAGAAGUCACCAAGAUCGAAACCGUCGAAGAAGAUGACAAGCCUGCGGAGACUACAGUCACAGUUGAAGAGGUUCCUUACGAAGAAGAGAAACCAGAGGAGAUCCAGGAACUCCCAGAAGAGGUUCGCGUUGUUGAAACCAUCUCUGAAGACGGCAAGCCCAAGAAGAAGAAGAUCCGCACUCGCGUAAUCAAGAAGGUCAAGGGCGACAAACAAGAAGUCACCAAGAUCGAAACCGUCGAAGAAGAUGACAAGGUACCAGAGACAACUGUCACCGUUGAAGAGGUUCCUUACGAAGAAGAGAAACCAGAGGAGAUCCAGGAACUCCCUGAAGAGGUUCGCGUUGUUGAAUCCAUCUCUGAAGACGGCAAGCCCAAGAAGAAGAAGAUCCGCACUCGCGUAAUCAAGAAGGUCAAGGGCGACAAACAAGAAGUUACCAAGAUCGAAACCGUCGAAGAAGAUGACAAGGUACCAGAGACAACUGUCACCGUUGAAGAGGUUCCUUACGAAGAAGAGAAACCAGAGGAGAUCCAGGAACUCCCUGAAGAGGUUCGCGUUGUUGAAACCAUCUCUGAAGACGGCAAGCCCAAGAAGAAGAAGAUCCGCACUCGCGUAAUCAAGAAGGUCAAGGGCGACAAACAGGAAGUCACCAAGAUCGAAACCGUCGAAGAAGAUGACAAGCCUGCGGAGACUACAGUCACAGUUGAAGAGGUUCCUUACGAAGAAGAGAAACCAGAGGAGAUCCAGGAACUCCCAGAAGAGGUUCGCGUUGUUGAAACCAUCUCUGAAGACGGCAAACCCAAGAAGAAGAAGAUCCGCACUCGCGUAAUCAAGAAGGUCAAGGGCGACAAACAAGAAGUCACCAAGAUCGAAACCGUCGAAGAAGAUGACAAGGUACCAGAGACAACUGUCACCGUUGAAGAGGUUCCUUACGAAGAAGAGAAACCAGAGGAGAUCCAGGAACUCCCAGAAGAGGUUCGCGUUGUUGAAACCAUCUCUGAAGACGGCAAACCCAAGAAGAAGAAGAUCCGCACUCGUGUAAUCAAGAAGGUGAAGGGCGACAAACAAGAAGUCACCAAGAUCGAAACCGUCGAGGAGGAUGACAAACUACCAGAGACAACAGUGACGGUGGAAGAAACAGAACUGAAGACUCCAUUUGGUGGCAAAGUGAAGCUUAAGAAAAGAGUCAUUGUGCAAAAACCUGAAGAUGAGGAAACAGUGGUCGAGUUGCCUGAAAGAAAGUCUGUUAUUCUCUCAGAGAAGGAAGAUGGUACUCCCACAAAGACAGUUGUGAAGACACGAAUCAUCAAAAAGAUCAAGGGCUCCAACAUGGAGGUAACUAAGAUUCAAACUGUCGAAGAAUACGAAAAGGAGCCAAAGACAAAGGUAACAGUGGAAAACUUUGAGUUGCCCUUCCCUGAACUUCCAGAGGAAAAGAUCUCCGAAGUAGUGGUUCUGCCCGAUGAGGUGCACGAGUCGAAAACUGUAGAUGAAGAAGGUACGCCGAAGAUUGUGAAAACAAAGAAACGUGUGAUCAAAAAGCCGACAAGUGACAAGACGGAAGAGAUAACUCAGAUUGAUAUCAUUGAACAAGAUGAUGCAGAGCCCAUAUACUCGAUAUCAGUGACGGAACAGCCUCUAACCGAAUCGAAACCAGAGGAUAAUAAGUCCUUGGAGCUGCCAGAACAAGUGGCGGAACUGGAAUAUACUUCGCCAGAUGGAACCAAAAAGAAGAAGACCAUCAAGUCCAGGGCGUUUAAAAAGAACCUCGACGAUAAACUUGAUGAGGUGACAACGGUUCAGACAGUCGUCGAAGACGACAAGGAACCCCUGACGACAGUGCAAGUGGAGGUUGUGCCAGCGGAUGAUUUUGCCCCCAUACCGAUUGAGGAAUUGCCGGAGGAGACCACAUUUACCGAAGAGCUGGACAGCAAUAAGAAGCCAAAGAAGAAGACGACGAAAACGCGUACGUUCAAGAAACAGGGUCCAGAGGAAGAAGAUCUGGAAUAUUUCCAGAUACAAACCAUCGAGGAAGAGGGCAAAGAGCCCUAUUCUUUGAUACGGGUUGUAAGCGAUGAAAAUCUAUCUGAUAUCGCUGAUAUAAUCGAUAUUAGUAAAUGCGACGAUGAAAAGGUUUCACCCACCAACAAACACAAACAAAAGCCACACAAAAAACCCAAGGUGGAGAAACAACCAAAGCCCGAAAACACAACAACCGAAUACAUAACGACAUUCAAAUCGGUACAAAACGAAGAUGGAGAGACCACAAUAGAAACCGAACAGAAACGAAUCUCACAGGAGGAACAAGGCAUCGUUGUUGAGGAGGUACUCAGUGAUACCGAACCCAUUCCAGAAGACACUACAACACCACAAUCAACACCACACCUAGAAAUUGUUGAAGUCGGCGAGACAACAGACCAACUGAACAACAAAGAGUACACUAUCACAGAACCCGAAGAUGUUGUAAGUGCAGGAGACUCAGGAGACGAUAAGAAGAAACCCAAACAGAAAAAGAAACCCGCUACCAAGGCGGAAGAGAUAAUUGUAGAGGAGGAACAGGAGGAGUCUCCUACUGGGGAGACACUGACAGAGGAGGGUCCUACAGGGGAGACGACACUGACAGAGGAGGGUCCUGGGGAAAAGACUGGGGUUAAGAAACGCAAACCAAAGAAAUUAGUAGUCAUAGAGGAGGGUAAGGUUGAGGAGGGUCCCACUACUGCUGCUACAGAGAAAAAGGACAAACCCAAGAAAAAGAAGGUCCUUAAGUCAAAACGCGAUGAAAUGGAUGAAUACAUACAAUUCCUCAUUCAUCAGGAUAUACCCAAGACAGUCAUUCAGGGAUAUCAGCGCACCGAAAUGGAACUUCCGCAACGGGCUCGUCGUGAUUCGUCCUUCAAGCAACCGCAACCCAUGAAGCUGACACCCAUGAAAAUCGAGAAAAUCGAAUUUAAACGACCGAAAAUGGUGGAAAUUACUUCCGUGGCAGAAUUCCCGCAAAUGCUGAAACUUAAAACGCCCAAGCAACGCCCGGGGGUGGAGAAAAAGAAGAAAGAAGAAGCUUCGUUCAAGAACAAGAAACUCAAGAGUUGGAUACGAUUCAUACCGUUCUCACCGUACUGCUUCCCGUAUGUCCUGACCGAGCUGGAGACCCAUCGGGAGAGUGGCGAACUCUCACGUAAUAUCGAAGAGGCCGAAGGGGUUCUACGGCUACGUCCCAAGAAGUUCAAACAUCGGAAACCCUCAAAGGUAGAGCUGGAGCAGCCCGAUCUCGAGACCUUUGACUCUGAGGGGAGCCAGCCCUCGGACGAGGAGAAACCCAAGCCCAAGUACAAGCGUGGCAAGAAAAUCAAGGAGGAAACUCCUGAGGAAAUUCGUAAGCUUAAACUUGGCAAAGGAAAGAUACCACAGAAUGUCGAAACCAUCGAAGAGGUUCACUUGAAACCCGUGAAAAUCGAAGGCCAAGAGGAGCAAAUCGAAGAGAAACCCCAAAAGGUAGUAGAAGAGGAGGUGCCCAAGAAAAAGAAGUCCAAAAAAUCAGAGAAACCGCAGGACACACUCCACUUUGAACCCACAGAACUCACAGAUUUCGAAAGAAUUUUGGAACAACCAGAAGAAUCGGAUACAUCUAUCAUUGAAGAAACCGAAACACUGGAUAAGCCCAAACACAAGCGAAAGAAGAAGGUUACACCUUCACCCGAUACAAAUCUACACAAAAUCACUCCUGGAAAGCCAAAGGAUGUGGAAGAAACUCCCGAGGAUGAUCUUAAGCUGCGCUAUCGUCAAGGCGAAAGACCAGAGGAUGUCCAGGAAGAGGUAAAACUGAAACCCUUUUUCAAAUAUGAAGUUGUGGAACUAGAACCAGAAGUCAUACCCGAGGAAAAAUUGGAAGCGCCGAGAAAGCCCAUCAAAGAACCAAAGAAAAAGCGCAAGAUUAAGGUGAAAACUGAUCUAGAAGAAAACAUCAUUGAAAUAGUAGAACUUUCACCGAAAGAUAGCGAUGAAAAGAUCUACGAAAUUACCAUCACAAGUUCUGAAACUACUGAAGAGGAGAAAAAACCCAAGAAAACACUCAAAAAGAAGGUCAAACGCAUGAACAAAGAAGAACUUGAGGAAUUUGUGGCCGAAAUCAAGGAAGAACCCGAACAAAAGUUCUAUGAAACCCGCACAGAAGACUUCUUUGAGGUUAAACUCACAGAACUACAGCCAGAGGUUACAACCGAAGAGAAGCCCAAAAAGCGUAGGAUCCUCCAUGAAAAGGGUAAUGAAACGGAGAUCCUAGAGAUUGUGGAAACAUUGCCUUCUGAAGGCGACGAACCCCUCUAUGAAAUAACCAUUACCUCUAGCGAAACAAAGGAAGAGGAAUUGGUUGCUCCUUCCGCAGAAAAGCCCAAGAGGAAAACUAAGAAAAUGAAAAAGGAUGAACUCGAUGCGUACAUUCAGCAACUGAUCAACGCAGAGAUUCCCCUUACAGAGUUGGAGAAGUACGAGAAAAUCGAUGUGGAUGGCAAGCCAAAGAAGGCCAAGAAACAAAAGCCAAAGCCUAAGGAAGAAGUCUUCCCAGAGGGCGAAACCCUUCAAAUCGGAGUCACGGAACACGAGCCUAAGGAAAAGCCAAAGGCCAAGAAACCCAAGGCUAAGAAAAUCACCAAAGAAGAGGAAACUCUUGAAACGGAGGUAAUUCCGGUCUACGAUGAGUUCCUGAUCAAGAAGAUCGAUUCGGAGCGGGCUCCCCAGGAAGAGAUUGAAGAAUCAGAGGAGGAAAUCGUCCCCGAACUGGAUGAUAUCAUUGCUGAUCUACAGGAAACGCUUCCCAUAGUUGUCCUCGAGGAGAAGGUCGAAACUGUGCCACUGGUCGUGGAAGAACUUGACCUUAAGGAGGAGAAAAUCACCAAAAAGCGAAAGGUCAAGACCCGCAAGGGUUCCAAACAGUAUGAGAUUGAAAUCUUUGAAACCGAGGCACUCGAGGAUAUUCCCCAAGAGGCAAAGGUCAUCGUCAUAACCACAGAAACAACAGAAGAUACGACGGAUGCUCCAGCGGAAGAUAAACCCGAGGCACCCAAGAAAACAGUGAAAAAGGUGAAGAAGGAGAAACUCAAGGAGUACAUCGUCAAGGUUGUGGAAGAGGCUCCUCUCGAAUUGAUUGCCGAAAUAUCUGAAGAUUAUACACCAGUUGCAGAGAGAGAACAAUCACCAGUGGAAGAUAUUACCUCCUUUACCACGACCGUUAUUGAAGAGGAGACUCUGCAAGAGGUUCGACCGGAAGAGGAGAAACCCGAAGAUGUUCAACGCCUUCCCAAGGAUAAGAAAAAGAAAUCGGAGAAGCAGAAAAAGGUGAAAAUAACUGAAACGGAACCAGAAGCAACUCCAGAGGCAUCAACCAUCACAGAAGAAAUUGUAUCUGUAACUGAAACAGAUGAAACCCCGAAAGCCGAGGCAUAUACUGUUGAAGUUAAGGACUCUGCACCCAAGAAAAUCAAGAAACCCGCCAAGAAACCAAAGGAGGUAGUCCCUGCAGAACCCAUAAGUGAAUAUACAAUUCGCGUGGAAGAAUUAGCACCCGAAACAAUCAUCGAAGAAACAAUCAAUGAAGAGGGAAAGACAGUGGAACGUGUCAUCACCAAACGAAAGCUCAAAAAGAAGGCUGGACCCAAGGAAUAUCUCAUCGAAGUGGUUGAAACCUACGAAGAGAAUAAACCCGAAGCAGAAGUCGUUGUACAGACCACAGAAAUCACACCAGUCACGGAGGAACAACCCCAAGAGGAGCACAAGAUAAAAAUUGUCAAGAAAAAGAAGCCAAAGACCGAAAGUUUGGAUAACUUUAUCCAAGAACUGAUCGAAGAGGAUAUUCCAAAGCCAGAACUAGAAGAAUUCGAGGUGACCGUUGAGGAAUCCACACCAUCGGAGGUAAAGAAACCCAAGAAAAUCAAGAAACAACACAAGAAAACCACUCAGGUGGUGGAUGGUGUGCCCACAACAGUUUACGAGGUUAUUAUCCAAGAGUUUGAAAUAGAUCAGGAGGAUCUUAAACCUUAUGAUGUGGUAGAGGAAAGUGAUCAUGAAGAUAUCGAGGAAACCCCCAAGGAUCAGCAAAUAAAGAUCGUUGAAGAGAAACCCAAGUCCAAGCCCAAGAAAUCAGCGAAAAUCAAGGUUCUGGAAGAGGAAAAGGUAGAACCCAUCAUUCAAGAAAUCUCUGAAGCGGUGGAAGUGCGAGUCACCGAAGAGGAUGGUGUCCCACAGAAGGUUGAGGUCCGAAAGAAGAAGGUCUCAAGGAAACAGGGACCCAAAGAGCAGAUCUUUGAGAUUACAGAGACCAGAACGAAUGAUGAACCUUUGGCGGAAGUUUCCAUAGUAGAAAUUACAGAGGAAGAACCCAAGGAGGAUGUUCCGGAGCUCAAGGAGAAGAAACCAAUCAAGAAACCCAAGAAACUGAAGCCCGAAGAAGUGAAGGAUUAUGUGAUCAAUGUCCUUGAAGAAUUUGUGGAACCCUACAAGUUCGAGGAACCCGUCAUUGAAGAUAUUUCGGAAACUGUGGAGAUUACCAAAGUCACCGAAGAUGAUGGUACUGAGAAGAAGGUUGAGGUCAAAAAGAAGAAGGUUUCCCGCAAGCAGGGACCCAAGGAACAGAUCUUUGAGAUCACAGAGACCAAAACAAAUGAUGAACCUCUGGCGGAGGUAACCAUUAUCGAAAUUACUGAAGAAGAAAAACCAAAGGAAGUUGUUCCUGAAAUCAAAGAAACGAAGCCCAUCAAGAAACCCAAGAAACUCAAGCCAGAAGAUGUGAAAAAUUAUAUCAUUAAUGUUCUGGAAGAGUACGUCGAGCCCUAUAAGUUUGAAGAACUGCCAGAGGACGUGCAAAAGGUACAACCAAUCAUUGAAGACAUCUCCGAAUCUGUGGAAAUCGUCAAGGUAACCGAAGAAGACGGCACACAAAAGAAGGUUGAGGUCAAAAAGAAGAAGGUUUCCCGCAAGCAGGGCCCCAAAGAACAAAUCUUUGAGAUCACAGAGACCAUUACGAAUGAUGAACCUCUGGCGGAAGUGUCCAUUGUAGAAAUUACAGAGGAACAACCCAAGGAGGAUAUCCCAGAGAUCAAGGAGAAGAAACCAAUCAAGAAACCCAAGAAACUGAAGCCCGAAGAAGUGAAGGACUAUGUGAUUAAUGUUCUCGAUGAAUUCGUGGAACCCUACAAGUUCGAGGAGCCCAUCAUUGAAGAUCUUUCGGAAUCUGUGGAGAUUACUAAAGUCACCGAAGAGGAUGGCACCGAAAAGAAGGUGGAAGUGAAGAAAAAGAAGGUCUCGAGGAAACAGGGACCCAAGGAACAAGUUUUCGAGAUCACAGAAACCAUAACAAAUGAUGAGCCUCUGGCCGAAGUUUCCAUUGUAGAGAUAACGGAGGAAGAAAAGCCUGAGGAAAAGGUGCCAGAGAUUAAAGAAAAGAAGCCCCUCAAGAAGCCAAAGAAACUGAAGCCCGAAGAUGUUCAAAACUACAUCAUCAACGUCCUGGAAGAAUUUGUGGAGCCACAGAAGUUUGAGGAGGAGGAAUCUGAUGUUCCAGAGGAAAUUUCUGAAGUAAAACCAAAAACUCCAAAGGCAAAGAAAUCCUCGAAGAAACCCGUUGAGCAGCAAACAAUCCGCAUUGAGGAGCUGGCCCCUGAAACCGUCAUCGAGGAUAUCAUCAACGAAAAGGGCGAAGAGGUCAAGCAGGUCAAGACCACCAAGAAACUCAAGAAGAAGGAUGGCCCCAAGGAGUACAUCAUUGAGAUCACAGAAACGUAUCAGGAGAACAAUCCCGAGGCCAUCAUUGAAUUUACAACGACUGAAGUGCCCUCUGAGGAGGCGGCACCAGCGGAGCAACCCCUGAAGAUUGUUCAAAAGAUCAAGAAGAAGAAGCCAGUCAAGGACGAUCUGGACAAGUACAUCCAAGAGCUGAUCGAACAGGAGAUUACCAAAACGGAGCUGGAACAGUACGAGCCCACAGAGAUGGAUGACAAGCCCAAGAAGCCCAAGAAGAAGGUCAAGACACAUCACAAGAAAACUGUGGAUGUGGUGGAUGGUUUCCCGGUGACGAUCCAUGAAUUUAAUGUCGAGGAAAUCGAACCAGAAGUCGAGGAACCUGAAGAAAUAGAACCACUUCCAGAGGAUGUGCAGGAGCUGCCACAAAAGUUGGAGGACUCAACCAAAUAUUUAGUCAAUGUUUCCGAUGAAUUCCUGGAGCAUGUGGAAGAAACUCCCGAAGAAAAACCCAAGCCCACAAAGAAGGAAAAGCCACAGAAAAAGAAAAAAGACAAAAAGGAGGAGCUUCCCGCUGUUCCCUUGGAGGAAAUCGAACAGACCGUCGAAGUCGUCGAGCAACCCGAUGAGGAGGGCACCAUCAAAGAGGUGACCAUCAAAAAGCGAAAGGUUCUGCGCCGCAAGGGUUCCCAGGAGAAGGUCUUUGAGAUCACAGAAACCACCACCAGCGAGGAUCAGCCUCUUGCUGAGGUAACAGUCACUGAACUGACCGCCGAUGAGGUGGAAAUCUCCGAAGAAAAACCCAAACCCGUAAAGAAGAUCCUCAAGAAGCCAAAACAAUUGAAAAAGGAUGAAAUUGAGGAAUAUAUUAUCAAUGUUAUUGAGGAAUUCGUUGAGCAGGCCCCGAUCGAAACUGUGGAAAGUGAGGCAGAAGAAAUUCCAGAGGAAAAACCCAAGAAAACUAAGAAAACACCCAAGACAUAUACGGUCACUGAAACAGAAGAGGAGGCGGACUUGAAGCAACCCGAAGUACCAGAGGAAAUAUUUGUGGAAGCUGUGGAAAUAGUUCUUGAAAAGCCCGAGGAAACUCCUGCCUAUACCAUCGGUAUUACAGAGGAAACUACUGCAGAGGAAAAGCCCAAGCCAAAGUCCAAAAAAUCCUCAAAACCCAAGACUCAAAAGCAACCCUCACAAGAGGAAUCACCAGAGUAUCUCGUGAAAGCCAUAUCCGAGGAGCAACUACCCGAAGAAGACUUCCCCGAGCACACAACCAUCGUCCUGGAGUCGGAGGAGCCUACGCCUUUGGAGACACCAUCCUUCCAGAUCCAAGAACUCCAAACGGAGGCUGUGGAACAGCAAAUCACAGACGACAAGGGAGAAACCACCAAGCAGACUGUCACGAAGCGAAAGAUCAAAAAGCAGGUGGGUCCCAAGGAGGAGAUCAUUGAAAUUGUCGAGACCAUGACGGAGGGGGAUACACCCGAAUACGAGGUCAUAGUGCACACCGAAGAGGUGGAACCUGUGAAGGAAGACACGCCCCAGAUAGAGGCACCCAAAAAGGUGCGAAAAACAAAGAAGGUGCCCAAGGACGACCUCCACGAUUAUAUUCAAAAGCUCAUCGAGCAGGACAUACCGAAAACGGAAUUGGAAAAGUACGAAAAGAUCGACUUGGAUGAGCCGGUGAAAAUGAAAAAGAAACCCGUGAAAAAGGUCAAAGUUCUGGAGGAAAAACCCACCGAAAAGCCACAAGAAUCCGAAGAAGAAACAUCCCUGCCCGAGGAAGAUCAGCCAACGGUAGAGGAGGCCAAGGAAGAACCAAAACUAAAGAUCACUGUGCGCGAAUUUUCACCGGAAAAGCCCGAAGAAAAGUCCUUUGAAAUCGUAGUGUUGGAGGAAACAGUAGAGAUUCAACAGCUGCCCGAUGAAGAGGGUCAAAUCAGGGAAAAGGUCGUCAAAACAAAGAAAAUCAAACAGAAAAAGGGUCCCCAGGAGAUAGUUCACGACAUUGUCGAGGUCACGGAUGCAGAUACAAAUGAAUCUGAGAUUACAGUCACCACGACAACUCCAUCGGAGGAAACUGUGGAUGUCGAGCCUGUGGUUAAGCAGAAACGUACCAAGAAGAUCAAAAAGGAUGAUGUCGAGGACUUUAUCAAAACUGUGAUUGAGGAGGAAGCCCCGAAACCCGUCGAACCAGAGGCUGUUGUGGCUGUCACAGAGGAAACUCCCUCAGAACCUACGCCAGAAAAGCCCAAAAAGAAGACCAAGAAGGAAAAGCCAGCAACCGUUGAGGAGGACAAACCAGAACAAGAGGAAAUCUCUGUCGUGGAGAGUGUGCCUGAAGAUAUUCCGCAACCAGAAGAGCAUGUCUUUACUGUGGAGGAUUCCAUUCCGACUGUAGAUGAACCUGAACAAGAGGUCCAGCAAACAGAGGAAACUCCUAAGCCUGAAAAGAAAAAGAAACCAAAGGCAAAGGUCAUCGUUGCUGAGGAAGAACCCAAGGCAGAAACCCCCGAAGAGCCUCUAGAAGUUAAGGAAAUCGAAUCUGUUGCUGAUAAACCACAAGAUCAAACAUUCAGCAUAUCCAUCAAGGAGGAAACCCCAUCCCAGGACAAACCCACAAAGAAAAAGACAUCGAAAAAGCCACAGGAAACCGCUGAGGACACACCACUCGAUUCCUAUGAAAUUUCCAUUAAGGAAAGUUCGGCAGAACCGCUGGAAGAAAAACCAUUUACCAUCGAAGUGAUCGAAAGCGAAACACAGGUCAGGGAGACCACAGAUGCCGCUGGCGAGACCCACAAGGAGGUCACCACCAAACGCAAGAUCAAGCGACCCGAUGGCGAGGGUGAAAUCGAAAUCAUAGAAGUCCUUAGGGAUGAUCAACCGGAAGCGGAAAUCACAAUUGUGGAAUACGAGCCCGAAGCGCCCACAAAGGAGGAUGAGAAGCCCAAGGAACCCAAAAAGAAAACCAAGAAAGUGAAGAAGGACGACAUCCACGACUACAUACAAAAGCUCAUCGACAUGGAAACGCCCAAAACAGAGUUGGAAAAGUAUGAGAAAUUCGAUUUUGAACCGACCGUAAAGGAUAAACCCACGGAAAAACCCAUCGAAGUGGUGGAAGCGGCUCCCGAGGGCAAGCCAAAGAAGGAAAGGAAACCAAAAUCCAAGGAAACGACAAAGGAAGCGUCUCCUGUUCCCGAAGAACUGGCACAGGUGAAGAUCAUCGAGGAAGAAGCUCCCGAAGAAGAGCCUCUGCUGCCCGUUGAGAUUGUUGAGGUCCAACCAGAGGAGGUUCACAUCCAAGAGAUUGUCACGGAAGAGGGUAAACCCAUUCAGGAAAAGACCACCAAGCGGGUGCUGAAGAAAAAGGGACCCAAAGAGGAUACCACCUACAAGAUUACAACCAUCGAAAGUGAGGAUAAUGAUUCCGUGACGGUUAUUGUCGACGAGGAGCCACAGCCAGAGGCGAUCGUUCUUCCAGUGAAAGAACAACCCGAAGAAAAGGAAACGAAACCCAAGCCAAAGCCCAAGAAAACAGUCAAAAAGGUAAAGAAGGAGGAUCUAGACGAUUAUGUUAAGAAAUUAAUAGAAGAGGAAACACCGAAAGAAACUCCUAAAGUGGUAGAAGAAGAGGUUCUGCCAGUAGAGGAAGCGGUUCUUCCGCAAGUGGAGGAAUCCCUUCCAGUAGAGGUAGUCCCCGACUCAACCAAGCCCCAGACAAAGAAACCAAAGACCCAAAAGAAACCCAAGACUGAGACAGACGAACCCACAGAGCAGACGACAUACGUAACGACUGUAGAGAUACCCAAAGACGAUGAGGAAGAGAGCACAACACCAACAACAACAACAACACCGAUACAUGCACAAGAAUCACAUGAACCCGAGGACACAGCCACUGCACAAAUUACACCGCAAGAUGAAGCAACAACAGCACAGAAAACAGUUAAACAUAAACAGAAAACAAAACCCGAAACACAUAAAGAAAUCGUAGAAACACAAACAAGUGAAGCAACAGAGGUACACAAAGACUAUCAAAUCAACAUCAUUCAUGAGGAGCCCAUUGUCGAGGAGGCGGAGGAGCCCGAGAAGAUCCAUGAGAUACGUGUCAUUGAUGAGAUCUCAGAGAUUGAGGAAUCCCAACCCAUCAUUGAGGAAGUGGAGGAAGAGGAGGAGCAACCCAUUGCCGAGGACAAGCCCGAGGAUGUCACCAAACCCAAGGCCAAAAAGAAGAAGAUAAUCAAAAAGAAGACCGAUGAUCAUGAUGAGAUUAUCCGCAAAUUACUGGAGCAGGAGAUCGAGAAAACGGAGCUGGAAAAGUACGAGAAAAUCGAUUUCGAUCUGCCCAAGAAGUUGAAACCAGAAUUCGCCAAUCUCGAGCCCAUGAAAAUCGAGCGAAAGGAUCAGAAGCCAACCAAAGUGACGAUUGUAGAGGCCGCCGAGGUGCCGAAGCAGGUGAAACUGAAGCCUGGCAAACGCAAGGAAAAACCCACCGAAGAGCAGUCCGUACAGUUGCCCAAGUUCCGUCUCAAGACGCGCAUGGUUAUUGUGGAAUAUCCGCCGGCGCCAUUGAUACCCAAGCUAACAGAGAUUGGCGCCACAAAGGACAAUGGCGAGCUGUCGCGCAACAUCGAAGAGGCCGAAGAGGCGCUCAAGUUCAAGAAACCAAAGACCAAGAAGAUCAAAAAGAUCAAGGACGACAGGGAGAAGGUGGAGCUGGAAAAGUACGAGAAGUACGUCAGCAGCGAGGAGGAGCCCGAGGAGCAGAAACCCUACCAGAAGCCCGAAAAGACUCCCAAGCCCAAGGAAACGCAAGAAGAAGUGAAAAUAAAGCUUGGAAAGGGCAAAAAGAAGCCCAAGGAGGAGGAACAGCCAGAGAAUGUGACCCUCAAGAAGAUACCACAGAAGCCACAGGAAGUCGAAGAAGAAGUGGAGCUCCAGCGCAAGCCCAAGGAGGUCGUUGUGGUCGAGGAAGAGCCCAAGGAGCCCAAGGAAGGACACUUUGUGGUGCCACCCUUCGAGCCCGUGGACUUUGAGCCUUCGGAAUACGUGCCCGAGGAACUGCAGCCCAUUGAGCAUCCCGAGAAGCCCGAAAAACAAAAGAAACCCACGAAAACCAAGUACAAGCCCAAGGAUAAGUCCAAGCCAGAGCCGGAAACAAUCGUCUCAGAGAUUGUGCCGGGUGUGCCCAAGGCAGAGGAGGAGGUACCCGAACUGCAGGUGAAGUUCCGCAUUCCCGAAAGUGAAGCUCCAGAGGAGAUCGACUCUCAAAUCAAACUGAAACCAGUGCCAAAGAUCCCUGAGGCUGAGGCACCCGUGGAGGCAGCCAUCGUCCAGCCAAAGGUUGAGGAGCCCAAGCCAGAGGAGAUUCCAGAGAUUCCCCAAGAGGAGGCCAAGAAACCAAAGAAACCCAAGGCCAAAAAGGUACAGCCAAAGGAGGAGCAGGAGGUCGCCGAGGAAGCGCCACAAGAGUUUGAGGUCUCCGUGAAGGACGAAGAGGCACCAGAGGAGGCUCCCAUUGAAGAAGAGAAGCCCAAGGAGGUGAAGGUCAAGCAAAAGAAACCCAAAGAGGAACCUGUGGCCCAAGUGGUCGUCACGGAGGAAGCACCGCAGACUGAAGAAGUGCCCGAGGACAUACCCGUUGAGUACAAAAUCACAACGACAGUCCUGGAGCCCGAAGAGGCGCCCAAGGAGCACAAGGUGCGUGUCAUCGAUUCAGAUGAGCGCCGCGAGACCACCGAAGAAGUCAUCGAAGAAAGGGUUGUGACGCGCCGCAAGAAACCAAAGCCACAGCAACCCGAAGAGUACGAGGUCACGCUGCAAGAGCCGCUGGUGCAGGAACCCGAGGUCGAAGAGGUCACCGCCGAGGUCACCAUUCCCGUGGAGAAACCUGUCGAGGAAACAGAGGAAUUUGCAGUUGAACUGAAGCUCACAGAACCCACACCCGAAGAGCCUCUGCCCCAGGAGAUCACAGUCAAGGAAAAGUCCAAGAAGAAACCCACGAAGGAGGUCAAGGAAGAGAAGAUUGUGGUCGUAGAAGAGGAGAAGAUACAACCUGUGGAACAGGAGGAAAUCGUAGUGGAAGAACAGCCGCAAGAAAAGAAAAAGACAAAGAAACCCAAGUCCUACGAGUUCAGUGUCACAGAAACGGAAGCGCCCGUCGAGGAGAAGCCCGUGGAAGUGAUCGAAGAAGCUCCCAAAGUAGAGGAGGAGCAGCCCGAAGAAAAGGUCAUCGAGUCCUUCGAUUCGUAUGAAAUCACUGUCAAGGAAACAGAGGCUGAAAAGGUCACUACCGUCGAAGAACAACCCGAGUUGGAGGAAGCACCCGCCGAGGCUGUGUUCAAGCGUAAACCCAAACCCCAACCCGAGUCAGUGGAGGCUGAAUUUGUCUUGACAGAACCCAAGAAAACAGAGGAAAUCCAUGUGGAAACCGAAAUCAAGCAAAAGAAAACGAAAAAACCAAAGAAAACCGAAGAGGCAGCUGCUGAAUUGGAGAUCAAGGUUGUGGAGGCGGAGCCAGCCCCCGAACUGCCCGAAGAAGUGCCCGAGGAAAUCCAACCACAAAUUGUGGAAAAGCAGGAAAUUGUUGUGGAAGAAAAACCUCAAGAGUUCACGGUACGCGUCUCGGAAACGGAAGCACCAGAAAAGCCCGCGGAGGAGCCACAAGGUGAGGCACAGUUCACGGUCAAGAAGCGCAAGCAAUCGGUGACCUUUGCCGAUGAGCCGGCCACAGAGAUAAUCCUCACGGAGCCCAGACCCAUCGAAGAGGUCACAGAGGAGGCCCAAAUCAAGACCAAGAAACCCAAAAAGAAGGUCAAGGAGGUGGCAGCCGAAGAGCUAAAGAUUCAAAUCACCGAGGAAAUCCCCGAGGAGGCAGCUCCCAUCAUCGAAGAGAUCGAGGAAGUGGUCACCGAAAUCAAGGAAGUGGUGGCUCCCAAGGUGGAGGAUAAGACGUACAGGAUCGGUGUCACGGAAACGGAAGCACCCGAGAAACCUGUCGAGGAGAUUCCACAGGAAGUAGAGGUAGUUGCCGAACCAAUUGUGGAAGAACCUGAGCCACAAGUCUACGAAGAGCACAAGGUACGGGUCAUUGAGGAGACUCCCAGGGAAAUAGUGGAAGAAUCCAUCGAGGAAGAGGUCAAGGUGAUUCGCAAGAAGAAACCCAAGCCAGAGGUCAAGGAGGAACCCGAAGCGGCCGUCUCUAUACCCGCUCCAAAGCCCAUCGAAGAGGUCGAAGCCGUUUCCAGCAUCACCAUCGUGCCCGAACAACCCACCGAAGAGGAGGCCGCCGAACUCAAGAUCACCAUCAUCGAAGAGCAGGCCCCCGAGGUGGAGCUCGUCCAAGAGAUCGAAGAAAUCGAAGAGGCACCCGCUGCGGUGCCCACCGUAGAGGAGCUGCCCGAGGAGCAGGUGACGCUGCAGAAGAAGAAAAAGAAGGUGCCAGUGGUUGCCCCUGAAGUGGUGGAAGAGCCCGAGGCAGAGUUUGUGCUGAAACCCAAGCAGCCCGUGCAAGAGGUCUCCGAGGAGGCCAAGAUCAAGAAGAAGCCCAAGAAGGCAGCGCCUGUGGAGGAGGCUGCCGCGGAGCUGCAGGUAACCAUCACAGAGGAGGUGCCCGUCGAGCCAGAGCUAGUCCAGGAAAUCAUUGAGGAGAUCGAGGAAGUCAUAGAAGAGAAGCCCAAAGAGAUUCCCCAAGAGAAGCCCAAAGAGUACACCUUUGGCAUCAAGGAAACGGAACCAGAGAUCCAAGAGCAGGCAGAAGUGGCUCUUCCCAAGAAAAAACCAAAGGAAAUCCCAGUCGUAGAAGAACCCGAGGCUGAGGUCACCCUCAAGCCCAAGCCAAAGGUCGAAGAGGUCCAGGAAGAGGCAAAGAUUGUCAAGAAAAAGCCCAAGAAACCCGUCGAAGAAGUCGCCGCCGAAGAACUCACAGUCAAGAUCGAAGAGGAGGUCAUACCCGAACCCAUUGUCAUUGAAGAAGAAGAAAUUGUUGAGGAGGUGCAGCUAAAGAAAAAGAAGGCUCCCAAGGUGGAGCCCGUACCCGAGGAUAUUGUGGAUGAUGCCGUGUUCAAACUCAAGAAACCUGAACCCGUCGAAGAAGCCGAAGAAGUGAUUGCUGAAGUCACACUGAAGCCGAAGGCACCCAAGGAGAUCCACGAUGAAGAAUUCUCUGUGGAUGUGAAGCUGCCAAAGGAGAAGAUCAUCACCGAAGAGACCUCCGAUCAGACGGUGCAACUGAAGAAGAAGAAGAAGCCACAGAAGCCCGUGGAAGAAGCCGCCGAUGAGUUGCAGCUGCAGCAAACGGUCGUGGAGGAGAGGCCCGUGGAAAUCGAAGAAGAGGAAAUCAUCGAAGAGGCCGUCAUUGUGCGCCGCAAGCCCAAGAAACCCUUCGAGCCAUCCGUGGAGGAGCACGAGGAAACCGAGUUCAGUCUCUCGUUCAAGAAGCCCCACACCAUCAAUGAGGGCGUGGAAGAGACGGGCACCGUCCUAAAGAAACGCCCCCAGAAGCCACAAACCUUGGACGAGGCUGCCGCCGAACUGUCCAUCAAACGCCAGGAAGAAGAGUACGAGGAGGGCGAGGACAUUGAGGAGUUUGUUGUCAGCGCCAGGGCCAAGAAGAAGCCUCUGCAAAUCACCGAAGAGGACGAGGAGGCCUACACGGUGAAGAAGCAGCUGCGCCGCAAGAAGGUGGACAUUCCAGAGUACGGAGAAACGGAGAACGUGACCUUCCGCGCGCGCACCACAAAGACCAAGGAGGAUGUCGAUCAGGAGUUCAACAUUGCCCUCGAUUCGUAUGCCGAGGAAGAGGUGUCAAUGUCGGGCAAGAUUAAGAUCAAGAAACCCAUCAAGAAGACCUACAACGAGGCCGCCGAUGAGGCAAAGAUUAAGAUCAUGCAGGACUACGAUGAUGGCCAGGAGCAAAUCAUCGAAGAGAUACGCGACGAUGAGGACACCAUCGAUGAGGUGGAAGAGCCCGAAGAGUAUAUGGUUGAGGAGCUGCCCCCAGACGAGGUGGACUUCAAGCUGAAGCCCAAGAAGCAGCCAAAGCCCAGCUAUUCCGUACAGGAUGAGGAGGAGGAACAGUUCCUGAUUGGCAUACGUCAGCCCAAACGGGAUUCCAUUACGUACGAUGAGGAUUCGCUGACCUUCAAAAAGAAGCGAAAGGUUAUCCAACAAUUGUACAAUGAAGAUGGAGCGUCGCUGAAUAUCACCAGGGAAAUGAAUGUUGAAGAAUCGGAAAAUCUCAAUGUUAUGUAUUCGAUAUGCAAUUACAUUGCCGACAACGAUGAGGCCAUCAAUCUGGUGGAAGGUGAAAAGGUCACAGUGGUGGGACGACACAGUUCCGAGUGGUGGUACGUGAAGAAGAGCAUCACCGAGGAGGAGGGCUGGGUGCCGGCCCAGUAUCUAAUGGAGCCCGAGGAGUAUGCACAAUAUGUGCAGAAUAAACUGCACGAGAAGAUUGAUAAGCUGCCAGUGUUUGAACGUCCCGGACCCGAAGACAAGCCCAUUGCCCCGCGUUUCAUUGAGAAACUGCAGCCCAUACACACGCCCGAUGGCUAUACGGUGCAGUUCGAGUGCAAGGUGGAAGGCAGCCCCCGGCCACAGAUCGCCUGGUUCCGCGAGACGGCCAUCAUUAAGCCGUCGCAGGAUUUCCAGAUCUUCUACGAUGAUGAUAAUGUCGCCACUUUGAUCAUUCGCGAGGUAUUCCCCGAGGAUGCUGGCAAAUUCACGUGUGUGGCCAAGAAUGCCGCCGGUUUUACAUCGAGCACCACGGAACUGAUUGUGGAGAGUCCGCUGUCCGAUCAUGGCUCGGAUGCCACUGCCCUGUCGCGUCGCAGCAUGUCCCGUGAAUCCUCACUGGCCGACAUACUGGAGGGUAUACCGCCCACCUUCUCGAAGAAACCCAAGGCCCAGUAUGUCGAUGAGAACACAAAUGUGAUCCUCGAGUGCCGUCUGGUGGCCGUACCGGAACCGGACAUAGUGUGGACCUUUAACGGGGAGGACAUUGACGAGGAGGAGAUCAAAAACAUUCGAAUUGUCACCGAAUCCGAUAUGCACAUGUACUGCAGUGUGGUGCACAUAACCAAGGUGAAGAAAUCGCAGGAGGGCGUCUACGAGGUGAUCGCCACCAAUCGCGAGGGUGAGGCACGUCUGCCCAUUACCCUCAAGGUGCGCACCAACGAAAAGGAGGCACCGCAGAUCCUCGAACCGCUGCGCAACAUGGUCAUACGCGAGGGCGAGAGUGUCGUUCUGUCCACCCACAUUGUGGGCAAUCCGCCGCCAAAGGUCACAUGGUAUAAGGAUGGCAAGCCCGUUAAGAAUGCCAAAUCUGAUAAGGAUUUGCAUACCCUAACGCUGAUCACACCGAAGAAAACGGAAAAGGGCGAGUAUACGGUAAAGGCGGUGAAUCCUUUGGGCAGUGUGGAGACAACUGCAAAUCUAACAAUUGAAGAGCCCACAAGUGGAAAUGCCGAGCCGCCGCUAUUUGUGGAACGUUUCGAGGAACAAAAUGUCCCACAAAAGGGCGAGAUACGUCUGCCCGCCAAGGUCUCGGGCAAUCCCGUGCCCGAGGUCCAGUGGCUGUUCAACAAUGCCCCACUGUUCCCCAGCGAACGCAUUCAACAGAUCUACGAUGGCGAAACGAUCGAACUGAUCAUCAAGAAUGCCAAUCCGGAAACAGAUUCCGGGGACUACAAGUGCAUUGCCAGCAAUCCCAUUGGCAAGACAUCGCACGGGGCGCGUGUCAUUGUGGAGGUCGAUGAGGUGACCUUUACCAAGAAAUUAAAGAAAACCAUCACCAUCGAGGAGGUGCAAUCGCUGACGCUCGAGUGUGAGACGUCGCAUGUCGUCACCACCAAGUGGUUCUUCAACGGCAAGGAGCUAUCCGGCAUGGAUCAUCGUGUGGUCGUCGAGGAUGGCAAAACGCACAAGCUGGUCAUCCGCAACACCAAUCUGCGCGACUCUGGCACGUAUGUGUGCAAGGUUAAGAAGCAGGAAACAACAUCCACCGUGGAGGUUCUGCAGCGUAAGCCCGAUUUCAUCAAGGUACUCGAGGACUACGAGGUAACCGAAAAGGAUACAGCCAUUCUGGAUGUCGAGCUGACCACCGAAGCCACCGAAAUCACUUGGUUCAAGGAUGGUGAGAAGAUCACAGUCGAAAAUAAGAAUGUCGAAUUCAUCAAGGAUGGCAAGUCGCGUCGCCUGGUGAUCCGUGACACCACCAUUCACGACGAGGGCGAGUAUACGUGCAAAAUCGAGGGCCAUGAAUGCUCCUGUGAGCUGACGGUCAUUGAACUGCCGCCGGAGAUCAUCCAUCCACUGGAGAAUGUCGCUGUCACGAAGGGUGAGAAUGCCAUCUUUGAGCUGGAGCUGAGCAAGGGCGAUGCCCUCGUAAAGUGGUUCAAAAACGGCAAGGAAUUGGUCUUCAAUGAACGCAUUCAGCUGGCCAUCGAUGGCAAAAAGCAGUCGCUGCGCAUAGUUAAGGCCAGGCCAGAGGACGCGGGCGAAUAUUCCAUUCAAGUGGGUGAACAAAGCUCAAAGGCCACACUGACAGUGGAGGAGCCACUGGUGGACUUUGUCGUCCGUCUGCCCGACGUCACUUUGGCCACAAAGACCACCGAUGCCGAGUUCACUGUGGAGCUGUCCCAGCCCGAUGUGGAGGUGACAUGGUUCAAGAAGGGUAAGCCCAUCAAACCCAACCCUAAGCACGAGGUAUUCGUGGAGGGCACUGUCCGACGGCUGGUCAUCCAUGAGGCCAGCGACGAGGAUGCUGGCGAGAUCAGCUGUGUGGCCGAGAACGUCACCAGCAGCACAAAGCUGUGCGUUGAAGAGCUCAAGCUGCCGCCCGUCAUUACCUCUGACAAGGAGCAGACCCUCAAGGUGAAGGAGAACGAGGAUGCCACAUUCACUGUCAAGUACACGGGCGGUGCACCGCAACCGGAGGCCAUUUGGACCACCCGUAAUGUUGUCAUACCCAAGUCAAAGCGCGUUACGCCAUCGAUUGAUGAGCAGUGUGCCACAUUGACCCUGCGCAAGGUUGUCGACGAUGACGAGGGCGAGUAUACGGUGAAGCUGGUGAAUCCCGUGGGCGAGGCAGAGGCCAGCCUACAUUUGGUUAUUAUGCGCAAACCCACGGCACCUGGCACUCCACAGCCCCUCGAGGUGAUGCAUGACUCCAUUACGCUGUACUGGAAGGCGCCCGAGGAUGAUGGAAAGUCCGAAAUAAUUGAAUACAUUCUCGAAUAUCAUGAUGUUAAGGAAGAAAAAUGGACUGAAAUACGUAAAAUCAAGGAUACCACCUAUACCAUCUCCAAGCUGAAGAUCGACACGGAGUAUGUGUUCCGUUCGAUAGCCGUGAAUGAGGUGGGACCCUCGCCGCCAUCGCCCCUGUCGCCGCCCAUUCGUCUGGUGCCAAAGGUGGAGACAGAGGCGCCAAGCGUGCGCGAGGCACUGCAGGAUGUGUCGAGUGAGCUGGACAAGGAGGUCACACUGUCCUGUGUGUUUGGCGGCAUUCCAGAGCCAAAGGUCCAGUGGAAGAGGAACGGACAGGCGUUCGAGUCGACGAGCGUGCGCUACGAGAACCGUGUGGCCAAAUAUAUUAUCGAAAAGACAACAAUUGAGACUGAAGCCACGUACACGUGUGUGGCUACCAAUGAGAGGGGCUCCGUGGAGACCUCCUGUAGACUGAAGCUGCAACAGAGGCCCAUUGUCGAGGUGGAGGACAAGUAUCUGCAACAGAAGCUCCGCACAGGCAGCACUCUCACCAUUCCAGCAACGGUGCGCGGCUAUCCACAGCCCACGGUCACAUGGCACAAGGACACCAUCGAGCAGAAGACGACGGUGUCCAUUGAGACCACAGAGACGACAUCCACGUAUUCCGUGAAGAAAUUGACCCGCGAGCACUCUGGCAAGUACAAGGUGACGGCCACGAAUGACUCCGGCUCCGCGUAUGUCGAGUGCACUGUGCAGGUGAUCGAUAAGCCCAGUCGCCCGCAGUCCCUGGAGAUUAAGGAUGUGAAGAAGGACUCCAUCAUACUGGAGUGGACACCGCCGGUCGAUGAUGGCGGUCUGGACAUUAACAAGUAUACGCUGGAAAAGUGUGACGUUCAAAAUAAUGUGUGGAUGAAGGUCUCCGACUUUGACAAGGACAUUCAUUCGUAUGCCAUUCAGAAGCUGUCCAUUAACUCCCAGUACAUGUUCCGUGUGGUGGCCGCCAAUCCCAUUGGUGAGUCCGAGCCCACGGAAUCGGAGACUGUGACGAUAACCAAGAAGUUUGAUAAACCCUCACCACCGCGUGGCCCUACCAAUGUCUCUGGCAUGAACGACACUUCCUUUACGCUGGCCUGGGAGCCAUCGGAGAGCGAUGGUGGCUCCAAGAUACUCGAAUAUAUUGUGGAGAUCAGGGAAGAGACUGAGACCAUCUACCGUUCGGUGGGCACUACCCUCGGCACUGUCACGAACAUUCAUGUGGAGCAGGUGCUGCGCACAAAGGGCUACUUCUUCAGGAUUUAUGCCCGCAAUGAGGCAGGCACCAGCGAGGCCUACGAGACCACCGAAAAGAUCCUUGUGGGUCGUAAAAUAACCAAUGAAAAUGAGAAUGCACCGCCAUCGCCGCCACAGAAUCUGAGAGCACCAGAUGUCACGAGCCGCAGUGUGACCCUCGAUUGGGAGGUCCCAGCGCGCAAUGGUGGCUCCGAAAUUACAGGCUAUUGCGUGGAGAAACGUUCAUCGACAUCCACGACCUGGACAAAGGUCAUUACCCUGGAUGCACAUCAGCUGCACUAUACGAUCGAUAAUCUGAAAGAGAAAUGCGAAUACUGGUUCCGUGUCUCGGCGGAGAAUGAGAUGGGGCUGGGCGCCCCAGCCGUCACCGAGAGCAUAUCCCUCAAGACACAUGCCACCGUUCCCUCGCCACCGACGGCCCCACUGGAGGCGCGUGUUCUCGCCGCCAAUGCUCACAUAUUCGAAUGGGGUAUACCCGAGUCAGAUGGAGGUGCACCACUGCUCGGCUACCACAUUGCCAUACGUGACAUGAAGAAGACCAUGUGGAUAGAGGUGGGUCGUGUGCCGGCGGGUGUGCAGCGCUUCCAGAUACGCGAUCUGCAGGAGAAUCACGAGUACAUGAUACGGAUAUUCGCCAAGAAUGAGAUCGGCUUGAGUGAGCCACUGGAAUCGGAGGAGCCCUACAAGGUUAUGACAGCAGGCCAUGAAAGCCUGCCCGAAGAGCCACGCACCGAGAUGAGCUCGUGCAACACAUCGUCGUGGCUAAGGGAUCAUAAUAUGGAUGCCGAUAUCCAUUCGUAUGCUCGGGGCAGGCUCCUGCAGCGUGAUGAGUACUUCUUCAGGCUGUGGGCGCAGAUGCCCAGCAGCAGCAAAAAGAAGAAAAGCCUCAAAUAAUUCAUCAAGAGAAAACAAA
Messenger RNA from Drosophila obscura, 56482 nucleotides. Its product is annotated as titin. The record is from RefSeq and is a predicted model, not a curated record. Gene Ontology annotation, molecular function: protein binding. The transcript is spliced from 43 exons. NCBI's taxonomy places the organism in Eukaryota, Metazoa, Arthropoda, Insecta, Diptera, Drosophilidae. The coding region runs from base 205 to 56463 and encodes 18752 amino acids.